Molecule: messenger RNA, 58144 nt
Organism: Xyrichtys novacula (pearly razorfish)
Lineage: Eukaryota; Metazoa; Chordata; Actinopteri; Labriformes; Labridae
Source: the annotation of a GenBank genome assembly
ACAAGAGCUCAUCCUCCACCCCCCCUGCGGUGCUCGGUGGAGAGGAGUGUUCAUGCUCGGUGCUGGUCUGGAGAGAGUCCUGCUAACUGAGGUGAUCUGGCACACCGAGGAGACGCAGUCAAUGAGGGAGCAAAACUGAGAGGUGACCCGGUGUGUUCACGAACCAAAAACACCCUCAGGAGUCGAGGGUGAAAAAAAAAAGGGAAAAGACGACGCUAAUCCACUCCCUGCCCCCUGACAAGGAAUCCACACUGCAAAGAUGGGGAACCGGGGGAUGGAGGAUCUGAUUCCUCUGGUGAACCGCAUGCAGGAUGCCUUCUCCGCCAUCGGGCAAAACGCAAACCUGGACCUGCCGCAGAUCGCCGUGGUGGGCGGCCAGAGCGCGGGGAAAAGCUCGGUGCUGGAGAACUUCGUCGGGAAGUAAGUAGCUUUUCCUAGCUUCUGUUAUGCAUCCCGUUGCGGGGCCCAGUGCAUCAGUCUGUCAUGUUACACUUUACACACAUCCUUAUCCCAUCCCCCUUCUUUUAAGGCAUGUUUAAACCCUUUCACAGGCUUCUCGGAGACAUGUCCAGUGAUUUAUCCCUCUGUCUUCUUCCAUAGACACGACACCAGGGCGAGGAGAUUAUUUUGUUAGGCCUGUAUAAAUCCCCAGUGAAGUUUAUCUGUUGACUGCUGCGUGAUGCAUUCAAGGAACCACUCUCUUCCACAGAAAUAACAACCAUGUAUAGAGCAAUGUAUAUAGAAAGUCCCCAAACAACAGGAAUUUUGGUGCAAAAUUACACAAAAUCGUAGGUGUUCAUGUUUGUUAUUCCUCAGAUUUAUCUCAUAGGUGAAGGGGUCAGCUCAGGUGUUCAUGUCAUGUACAUCAGCUGCAGUAACAGGCAGGUUGUAGGUUGUUGUCACUGUGGAAGUGCUUUCCAUUUAAGAGGCCUAAGGCUGUUUAAUCCUGACCAGGCUGUGGUGCAAAAUAAUGCCAUGCUUUACAAGUGUUGAGAGGUUACAGUCCUGCAAACAUGCACAUUUUCUGUCUGUCAGAGAGCUGAUGACAGUACAAAACAAAAUGAGGGGAACAAAUCUGAUCUGCUUGCUGCAGUAUGACCUUGCAGAGAGGGAAAGAGAGAGAGAGAGAGAGAGAGAGAGAGAGAGAGAGAGAGAGAGAGAGAGAGAGAGAGAGAGAGAGAGAGAGUCCACCUGAGCUUUGAGCCCAUCCAGCUCAGCUCAUCCAUCUGUCUGCCAGUGCUUAUGCUGUAAGGGAAGCUUACUGCAUGCAGACAACAGCAACACAAGUGGCGUUUGCGAACUUCUUUGCUUUGUAUUUCACUUGUUCUAAAGAAUUUUGUGCUCCAUAGACUAAUUCCUUGUGAUUCUGGGUGCACAGAGAGUGUGAUUCAGCACUAUUUUAUGCUUAAGCAAGGUCAGGUUGUGUGCGUACUGUGGCCACCGGCCAGCUCAUCCCCCGACAUUAAACAAAGCUUGGAUACUCCACCACAAAAUACUAUACAUCCCAAAGGACAGGCAGGGAUCCAUCUGUGCAGGAACUGAUAAUUGAUUGAUUGUAAUUGAGCCAUCACUCUCUGGUAGAUCUGAUUAAGUGUGAACACAUUUUCCAUUCUGAGCUCUUUCUCUCUGGUCUCUUUCAUUUGUCUGGCAAGGCGAGUUUAUUGAAAAAAAAUAUAAGAUCAAGCAGAAAAAAGACAUACGACAUUAAACAUAAAUCAGACAUUGAAACACAACUGUAUUAAAGCUCCUGUAAGAAGUUCUCAGCUGGGUAAGAAACAGACUGAAAUUUCCAGUGAUGCCUUUUUAUGAGGCAAACAAGACCAUCAGAGACAUGGUUGGAAAUUUCCAUAUAUUAAUAUUUUAGGUUUGUAACUUUUAUAAGGGGAUAGGUGUCUGCAUUAAUUUUUUUUUCGAUAGAAAGUUUCACAGUGAGUAACACUUUUUGUCAAGAAAUACAACUUUUAAUACAAGUCAGCUGUUGCAAUGUCAUAAGAUAUACAAGAAAAGUUCUGAAUGAUGUAGCCAUGAAGUGGACUCAUUAUGGUACUUUAAUUUAGCAUAACAACAAUUACCAUCCCGAAUAAUCUAAUAACUCUUCUCUGCCAAAACUGAUGCCAGAGUUGGUGCUUACAGGAAUCACAUUGUAACUUGGCCGUUUCUUAUUGGUGGCUCGGGUUUGUUAUGCUUGUUCUGGCCAAUGUAACCUUAUGAUUCUGUCUACUUUCCAGCAGAUAUAAGAAUUUUUAAGAUCUCAUUUUUGUAAACACGUGCCACAUUUCACCUCCCACUUCUACUCCCACUCUCUUGUCACUUAUGGCUCUUUUUAAAAGGCCUUUCUUCUUAUAUUAAGUUUUUUUUUUUGUUGGUAAUUAUUGCUGUUUAAACAGUCUCCUAACAUUGAAUAGUGGGGCUGGUUCUUCUGCGCUUACUCAGUUGUUGCCAUAGAAACAGCUUGUGUCUAAUUAUUCCUCCUUACCCCGAGAGACCUGUGGGUUAAGCCCAUCAUGACAAGAGACAGAUGAGGGAGAGAAAUGGAUUUUCUUACAAGGAAUUAAACAUAUUUUUAGGGUAAUAAAGAUGUCGAGUGAUUAGUUUGUCUGUGUCAGUCAAAGCUGGAGUCUCCACCCUCUCAUUACACCGAGCAGACUGCUAAGUGACACACUGUCAAGCAUCAGUUGUGUAUGUUAAUGUGUGCAGCUGCAGUGACGUCGCUCAGGUCCUCCCCUGAAGUGUGUCCAUUGUGUUACCGCUUUGUUGCGUGCGUUAUCUCCGAGCUACAACACGCACUUACAACACUUAUGCAUUGUGUGUUUCAUGUGACAACACUCCUUUUCAGCAUCUCUAUCACAGACCCCCGACUCCUCAUAUUCAAAAACCCACAUAGAUGCCGCUCAGAAACCAGUUUAAUGGGAUGUUCCUCUCAGAAGAGUAAUCUCUCCGGCUGUUAUUAAGCCGCUUGCUUUUCAAUGCUUUUUACUUUUAAUAGAAACUGCCAGCAAUGCUGCAAAAUUUGGCAGUAAUGUGGGAGUGAUUAUUUCCCUCACACAGCUCCAGGUCUGGCUUUCUUCCCCCUCUCCAUUUGCUGCUUACAGUAAACACCAACGAUCAAUAUCAGAUUAUUUGAGAGUUAUAAAUCCUUAUGGAAGUACAGUUCCUGUUAAAGUUUGUUCUUACCUUAUGAUCAAACCAAAUGAAUCAGCAUUUGUUAAGGUGCUUUAAGGUCAAUAUAAUCACUGUUGGGAAGAACAUAUCAUGUAUUCACCCUGAUGCCGCACUUAUUUUUUAUCUACAGGAAAUGUAGAGGAGAGGAAAUAUUUGGAAAUAUUAAACAAACACAUUAAUAGAAGCGGAGUAAUGAGCAUUAUAGAGGUUUAAUUGAUACUAAAAACAAUAAAUAAUGUUUUCAAAUAUUACUUUUCACUGAAACUUCGUUGAUACCUACAGGGACAUUCAACCUUAUGAUGGGAUUGGUUGUCAUAGCAUGACCAGCUGUCUUUAAAGAAUAAUAACAUACACUAUUUCACAAGAAGUAGAAGUGAGAAAUAUUUUAGUACAAGACCUCAAGCCUUAAAGGGAUAUUCCGGCGUAAAAUUAAUUUAGGGUCAAACACACCAUAACACCAAGUUAGACACUCCCUUGAGAGAUGGAUGUUGUCGACCGCUUACUUCUCUAGUUAAACCAACUUUAUUAACGACCGCACGAUAGCAAUACACAGCGGUCUGAGGAGACAUAAACAAACCUCAACCAAAAAGCCACUCUAUAGCCACAAAUAAUGCUCAGAACAGCACCUAACUUCAUCAACAGUACAUAUAGGGUCCCAGCCACAGCACUAGCCACCAAACAUCUUUUUAGCCUUGCCUAAUUUCUUUAGCAAAGAGACUAAACACAACUCACCCACUCUCUUCCAGCAGCCGCUUGUUUGUAGCGAGACCUCAGGCCAGUCCAUUACGGACUGCUGCGGGGUGACGCAGCUCAAGGAAGAACAUUUACGAUCAUUUCUUCAUGAAAAUGCAAUCAGACCGAGACACUAAGGCAGAAGAACUACCGUGUCUGCAGUACAAAAUGGUUAAUAUGAUUAUUACUUAAAGGAAAUGAUAAAGAAAUGAUCACUAACUGGCUCAUUGCUUAAAGAAAGCACUGAGAAAACAGUAAAAAUUCAGCAUAAUUUAUUUAAUUUACUGAGUAAUUAAAAGUAAUAGCUGUCAAACAGUUUUGCCGAGUAUAGAUUCAGUUUUUAACACUGAAAACAGCAUUCAGCCAGCAGAAAUACAGAUCAAAAUCAAUGUUUCAAAACACUUUUUGUCUUUAAAUGAUUUUCAAUACCAUGUCAUAUCAGUGUCAAAAUUAUUUUCUCAUGUUAGUUAAAUUCUCGUCCAUUUUCAUACAAAAGCCAUGGAUACUGUUCCCUAUGGACUGUAUAUUUGUUCAGAUUCACAUUAUACGACACAUUUUAAAUCAUUUCUCAUAGCAGAAUGAACAAUGUGCAUGCUCAGUCACCUAUAGACUGUGCAUCUGCAGCAUCUGCAACUAUGAAGGCGGGCCCUGAAGGCUUACAAAGGGGGUGGUUAUAUAACAAUAACAAUAACAUAUACUGUAGUUACUCAUCCAGGUGACUGAUAGCAAUAAUUGUUAGACUCAUUUGGCACCUGUUUGAGUCCAGGUCAUGCACAUCGAUUUUUUUCAGUGGUGGCAUUGAGACCAUGCUUACUUUGAUAAGGAUUUUAUUUGCUAUAUGUGAAAGACUUAAUGAUAUGUGCAUGAAUGUGUGAUUAUUUUUGUGAUUUCUGCAGGUGAAAUAUAUCAUCUAACCAGCAUUUCAGGCAUACAAUAUUUAAAGUUUAGAUAACUUUUUGAAGAAAGUAGUAAUUCUAGUCAUAAAGAGCAAGGGUGAUGACAUUUAGUUGACUGAAUGUGCACCUCUAUAGAGCAGCUCCUGAUAGUUUAUCAUGACUCUGUUCCUCUCAGGUGAAUUACAUUUUGAUACCUUGCAGGCGGGACAAGGACAAUAAACCUCCCGAGAUAUGCGGUGCUAAUAGCAUGAGGGAACAUCUGAAGACACUAAUCAAAUCGAUCCGUUCCACUUUAUCGUCUGUCCUUCAGGGUUUUUCAUCCUGAUUUCAUAACUUGCCCUCACAGGGAGUCUAAUGUUGUCUCCGCUCAGCCUGCUCAUUCCAGGCUCCUCUGUCUAACGCGCCUCUUAGAAACCUCAAAGGGGCUUUGUUACUGUGAAAUAUGAAAGUUCUCGACUUUCAAACAAAGACAGGAAAGUUGAAUUAUGAUGAGAGGGAUUCACCUGCUGUGAUGAUAGAAAAGAAACAUCAAUCAAGAUCUUUUGUGAUCAUUUGGGAACUACUCUUUUCCUGUUUUCUUCUUUAACGAAUACCAGAUUUGUUUCCCAAAAUAUGGUAUUUAAACCUCCUUAAGUCCACAAUUAUCAAUUACUAUUAUUCUUUUUAAAAAUCCCAUAUAAUGGUAUGGCAAAAACCAUCACAAAUGCAUCUGCAGCUUCUCAGUUUAUAACGUCAUCACCAAUGCAGAGACCUGAGUGGGUGGGGAUGUCAUGACAGUUUGGCGUUGCUCUGAUUGGCUGCCUGAAUGUUGUUUUAAUGGGGGAGGUGCUGACAGAUGCCGGGGGAUUUAUGAAGUCAUGUUUUACCAGGUGGGUUACAGAAACAAUGCAGAGGCUAUUUUGUUCCCUCAGUCUCAAGGUUGCUCAGCUGGAGGAUGAAUAAAAUAUACCAGUUUAUACUGUACAGAAAUGGAUAUGUGUUUUUUAUUCCAUGAAUGACAAUGAAAUGAUUAAUCAGUGUUAGUGAGAGCAUUAUUAUUAUUUUGGUGAUUUUAGUUUUUUCUUUCAUUAUCACACCACUGGUUUGCUUGUGAUCCUACAAUGAGUAAGACAUUUUCCCAGUCUGAAUCAGAGCGCAACCCCCCGUUUCCCAUCUGCAUCUGUCAGCUGGUGUCUAAUUUACUCUCCCAUGAGUCCAAUUAUCAGAAACGAAGCAGGAGACUUCACUUCACUUCACUCCACUGCCUCAUACAACCUGCUCAGGUGCAGAGGGGCGGCCAUGUCACAUGUUAGGAAAGGUUUUUUUAAGUCACUGUUGAAAGAACAUGAGUAAGUCAAAUCAAGCUCUUGUGGAGUUAAGAAAGGGAGUGUGUCGCUUUAAAUGUCAAUAUAAUGAAGAUUUCUUAUGGAACUAUUUCUAUUUUUCUUGAGUUGAGAGGAGUUUACACUUGUAUUUAGAAGCAAAAAUGAGACGUAUGAUAUUGCACAGCCUUUCUCUGUUUGUCACUACAGUAUUUAAAAUAUUGCUGAUAUUUUCAUUUUACUUUGAAGGUCAUGUGGAGCCAUCAGUAUAAGAUUAAGACCUUUUCAAAAUCAGUUCAAAACUCCUCUCAAUGUCUGAACUGCAUAGUUUUUACACAGCUCUCUUUCAGCACCACAGACAGCUCCUUUAAAACAGCAGAUCCCAAAAUAGCGUCGCAGCUGCUUCUCUUAACAGAACACAAAAACUUCAUAAAACACAGAUGAUCACUUUCCUUUCGGAAUUUCUGUCAUGAAAAAUAUUCACAGUGUUGUGAUCUGUGAACCUUGAUCUACAGUUCACUGUUACCAUGACGAAAUACAGGAUUAGACCACGGGGAUUUAUGAAUUUCAGUUGGCAGUCUGCCUCAGUGUUGCUUCAAACACAAAGUAAUUAAUUUUUGUCUUUAGUUUGUAGGAUUUGAGGUUGGCUUUUCUCGCUUGUACUGAUAUGCAACAAGAAAAAAAUUCAAAAACAAACUUGAUGACAUUUUUCAGCGCUCAAUCAGAAGUAGAUGCUGCUGGUUGUUUGUCAAAUCCAGGAACUACAACACCAACAUUUCCUCUGCCUGCUGUUGUCUCCAUUUCCACCCCCCACUCUGAGAUUAAGUCAGUGAUACACUGUAUAGCUUCUUUCAUGUAUUACAUAAUGCAGACGAGGCUAGAGGCAUUAUGACGGGAAGCAGCAGCUUCACUCAUGUGAGAGAUGAGAACGGUAAAGUGCAGCAUUAAAACCUUUAUCCCUGAAAUGAAAAAGAGAUGCAGGAGGAGGAAGGAGUGCGAAAGAAAAGAUGCUGCAUUACAAUAAACCACUUAAAAUACAAAUUAAAUUCUGUAACAAAUGCUGUGAUCCUGGAUUUUCAAAAUGUCCUGUAAAAAUCAAUUAGGUAGCCUAAAAGAUAACAAAAAGUCUAACCUAAUAGGUCUAAGUAAUUUGGUUGUACAGCACACUUCCUGGAAAAUCAAGAGUAUAUCAGUUAAUUAUAGACCAUAUCAUUUCUGGUCUUCUAUUGUUUAAUCAGAUAGAUGAAAUAAUACAGGUUUUAAACAAAAAAUAACAUAACUAUAUAAUUUGGUGUUAAUUUGUCAAUAUAAACAAAUAAGUCAGUUACAAACAAAUGACUACAUUUUUUAAAUGUCGUAUUCAUCCCUGCUUUUGCUUUUUAAUUUAUUUUUCCCUUUUUUUCCACAUUUAGAUUGAUUGUUUGAUAUUACAAAUUGAGAAGUAGUGGCCUGAAAAUUUAUCUUAAUAAAAGAAGUGUUGCCAGCUGUAAAUUAGUGCCAAAUAUGAUUUUAUUACAAAGAGUGAUGUGAUGUUAAAUAAUAAAAAAGAACAUAUUUCUACACAGGAAGUGUGUGAGGGGAGUCAGUUAGAGGCAGGGGGAGAGAGAAGUGCGUUUGACCAACAGAGGAUUAACACUAAUCUCUGUUUGGGCCUCAUGCACUUCACCUGUAACAUAUUCUCCCAUUGGCUCUUGUCUGAUCUAGAUGUCUGCCUUAAAGCAACCAGCCCUUUUAUUGGCUUGACUGUUAAAUGAAGCUGACAUGUGAAUGUAGGAAUGAAUUUCAUCACGAAAAAAGCAGAAUCAUCCUACUGCUGAGGAUGACAGAAGUUUCCUGGUUGUGCCUGUUCAGUGCUGCCAGACUUUUGAUUACAGCUCAGCAUAUGAGCAGGAUUAGACAAAGUUCAGAGUCAGCACAGUGCAGGGCUGAGAGCGAGUUAAUUGUUACUUCCACAUUUUAACAGGAGGUGUAUAAUGUGUCCAAGGGAGCAUUCACGAACACAAAUUUUAGAUAAAAGCAGUAAUCUUCUCACCAGGUAGGUUAGCACAAAAAAAAUUAAAUACUGAUGGGAAUUAAUGUGUGUCUGUGAGUGAGUGAGUCUGUGUGUUUGUGUUCUUAUUCUCAUCGGCCUGUAUUGUUUGAAAACCUUUUAACAUGUACUCUUUAGUAGCCCUGCUCCACAGCAGCUGGUGCUCACUAGGUGUGUUUGUUUGUGUGCGCUGCUACAGAUGAAAGAAUGAUUUAGAGGCUUAGGCUUUAUUACACAAUAUGUCCUAUUACUAGCCAAACUAUAUACUUAAAAAACCCAAAAACAUAUUGUAGAUGGUGACAUCAGCCUUUUAUGCUAUUUAUUUGUGUAUCAGGGUUCAAAAAGUGCCGGUAUAGCUAAAACCAUAGACUGUACAUUCUAUGGAUGACUUGGUUCUGCCUUCUUCUGCCAGUGUACGGAUUUGAAGCUCUUGGUAUUUCCACGUUUUUUCUCCACUUCCUGAAACCAAUAAUGCGCAGUAGCGUUGUACGCACUACACCACUUGUGCAGUAGCAUUGUGCACAUUCGGCAGGAGAGUUGCCGAGAGUCACUGGCCCCGUUUUCAUGGGUCCAAAAAGCCUAUUUAUAAUCAGAUUGAAAGGUCAAUCAGAUUCAAAAUGUCUUAUAUAAACACCUUAGCCAAUCUGAUUCACCCGGAUCUGAUUGUAUUUCGGGUCGGAUUGUAAAAUGUAGUCUACACCGAUUGAUAAUCCGCUCCUUGCUCCAUAUAUACGGCUGAGUGGAGCGGAUUGGGUUUACGGAGAGGCUUGUUAGGUCUGCGCAGGCGCUCGGUAGUACGUAAGAGGCACGUAGUGACGUACGCAGAGCGCGCCCAAACGAAAACAAACAUGGCGAACAAACAGAAAAACUGGACGGUGGAGUUGUGUUGUUUCGUGCGACUGAGGAACCGUACACUUCUUGCUGUGCAACCCGGCUGGAUUUUACUUUUUAUUAACACAUAGGGUUCCGGUCUGGUAACUCCAGCGGUGUCACACACAAACACGUCCAUGCGCAACUCUAAAACGGAACUAAAACAAUGGUUGCUAUUAACAAUUCCCAUUGAUACAGUACAAUCCAAUUGGAUUCAGCUGGGGCCAUGAAAACGCGGACUGAACGUGGAUCUCUUUACUUAAAGUUCAUGUAUACAGAUGGAAUCAGAUUCACUUAAUCCGAUUGAUUUCAAUCAGAUUGAGGAAAACUACUCAUGUAAACGGGGCCAGUGUCUUAUCUUUUCUCCCCCAUGAUAGUGUUUUAGAGGACAGGGACAUAUACUGUACAGGAUGUGUGUCUGCAUGGUCUUUUGGAGGAUCUUUGUUGAGACAGUGUGAUGGGAGGAUGAAGAGUAGAGUGAGAGAAAACCUGCAGUUUAAGCCAUCUGUCUUCUCUAGAAAAGCGUCCAAGUGGGGGAGAGGGACGGCCCCACACAUGCACACACACACUAAUGUUCAGACUGGCAGGGAGGUAGACAAGCAGAUGGACAGACACACUUAAAAGCUAACAAAGAAAAGGAUUGACUCUGUUCAUAAUAUGAUGCUCAGUAUUGUUCACAGACCAGCAGGUGUGGAGAACUACAAACAUUAGCUAUGAUGCACCAACUAUCUCAAGGACUAACUGUCUGGCAUUAAGUGACCUAAGGUAUAGAAAAAAUAAAGAAGAACUGAUCUGUUAAAGAAUAUCAAAUUUCAACAUUAAAAUGACAUAUAGCUAGGUUUAAUGUUGAUAUUUGGCAUAAAAGAUACAAAAAUAGAAAUAUUUCUGUACUGGUGUCACCAAAUGUGCUUUUCAACUGAACCAAAACUUGCAACUAACAAUUACUGAUCCCUGUAUGAUAUUUAGCGGAAGGAUGCCUCAAAUAAGUUGACGUUAUAUAUUUUUUUGUUUGUUUUUUUGGGGAAAAUUAGAUUUGACACUAAUCUUGUUCUUGAACUAAGAUCAAGUAGUUAAACAGGGAUGGACAUUUUUACUAAAAUGAAGAAAAGUAAACUGCUGAAAAUGAAAAGUGGAGAUUGAAAAUUGUAUAGAUAUGCCAGAUAUGCUCAGAUGUGAUCUAGUUAUGCAAACUUAGUAGUAUAAAGAAUCUAUAUGUCAUGAUAUGUUCUGUUGAUGUAGUUUUUUUCAUUGGUUUUGUUAUUAGAGUAUAUUUUCUGUAUGUUUUCUCCUAGUGUUCUGUUCCUUAUUGUUCCUGUUCCCCUAUAGUCCAGUCUUGUGAGUUUUCAGUUUGUGUUUGACCCUUUUUCCCUCCUGUUCUCUGUGUUUUAUUCUUUAGAUCAGUUUUCAGUGUUUCCUGUUUUAUUUUGUAGUAGUUUAUUCCUUUUGUUUCUCAUCUGGUUUUACUUCCCUAGUUUUCCCUCCCUCGUUAAUCACCCAUGAGUUUCACCUGUGUCUCGUUAGCCUCACCUGUUGCCCGUUUACCUGUGUGUAUAGUCCCCAUUGUCUUUGUUUGUUCAUUGUAUGUCGAUGUGUGUGUAUGCUUGUGUCCCCAGUGUCUUUAGUUGGAUUUUGUCUUUUGGAUUUUUUGUGGUUGGACAUUUGGAAGUAAGUUGUUGUUGCCAUUUAUCAAUAAAUCAUUUUUUUAUGCAUUUGGGUCCUUUUCCCCCCAUUGUUUAACCCUAGACUGUGACACUAUAUUUCAAUGUCCUUAGCUAGCUGAUAGUGAGGAAGCAGACAUCUCUUCAUAUUUGGAGUGGGAGCUGAGUUUUUAUGUCACUUUCACUCUUGUUCUGGUUGGGCCACGGUUUGGAGCAGGAGCAGUUUGGCCCUGAUUAACUCUCAGCGUGUGACUCAUAGAUCCAAACAGCCUCAGGCUUUGCUUCGGGUUAAAACUCAGACUUCAUCUAUUUCUCAUGGACCAAAGUUACUUAAGAUUUUCUCCCCGUGUUUGCAUACAAGUUUUUUGGUCUUUGGAUGGGGGAAUUUAGCUAACUCUGACUGAAAUAUAUGCUGCAAAAACAAACCAAAAGACACACAAUCACAUCAACACACACCCGAGUAAUAACAGUCCAGUCAGCUGGUGGAGGAGCACACAGUACCAGUGUCGGGCUGACGCUGAUGUUGCAUAAGCAGCUGAAGAAAACUGUUUUCUGUGUGGGGGAAAAAACAACAACAUACAAACAUGUUUGCCGACAGAAGAGCAUGUGUGUGGACACGCUCUCAUGAGCUCACAGGCAUAGUUCUCACAACAGACACACAAGAACAUUGUACUAGUCAAUUACUGAUGCAAAACAUUUUAUUUGUGUGGAAACGCACAUGAAAACUUUUUAAUUUGUUGUAGUUCUAAUUAUUCUCUUAAUCAUAUUUUUAUACCUGUUAUUGACUCUCCUUCCCUUUCUUUGUGUUUCAGGGAUUUCCUUCCCCGUGGCUCCGGCAUUGUGACCCGUCGUCCUUUGGUUCUGCAGCUAAUGAACUGUCCCACAGGUAAAAACAGCCCAUCUAUUACACCUGUGUCAUGUUUACUUAGCUCACAUUGUAAAACAAAAUAGUCCCCUGAAGACUCUCAAAUAGUUUGAGGAGAUAUUUUAGACUCUGUAGUAAAAUGUAUUUUAGGUUCUUCUCUUGUGUUUAAUUUGGUGAGUUUGGUUGGAGACAGCAUCAAGUGGAUAUUAGACUGUUUUUAUUAUUAAGGCACCUCUCUACCAAUGUCAACACAACAAAUAUUAGUUCCAGUUUUGUGUGUGUUCUACACGAAAAAGUGAACGAUUCAACAACUCUAAUACCUUCCAUUAUCUAAUGUUAAGGGCAAAACUUAAGUGAAGUGUCAGCAUUUCUGAAACCUUUUUUCUCCUCACAGGGGAUAAACAUCAACCAUCCGCACUGAAAAUGACUUUUUUACUCUUCAUUCGGUUGUUCCUUGCUAGCUUUUUUACCACGCUGUGUGAACCAAAGUUUAAUCAAAGCUUAUCUAACAUUUGGGUGCUAGUUUAGCCUAGCUGGUAAGGCAGGCACAGAGUUUCUACACAGUUCAGUUGCCUGAUUUUGGAGUCUUCGGUCUAAGCUGUCUUCUUUACCACUUUUCUACUUCUUCAGGUCUUCCUUCUUUUGUCUUAAAAUGUACUUUUAGCAAUAUCCUUCUUCCAUCUCUUUCAGAGUAUGCUGAGUUCCUCCACUGUAAGGGCAAAAAGUUCACAGAUUUUGAUGAGGUCCGGCAGGAGAUUGAGGCAGAAACUGAUCGCAUAACUGGAGCCAACAAGGGCAUCUCCCCAGUGCCUAUCAACCUGCGGGUCUACUCCCCUCAUGGUAAGGAUGACAAAACUCUGUUGUAAACAAAGGAUACAGUUUUUCUGGGAAGCUCUGCAAGUCUGACAUCAAAACCUUUUAUACCAUAAAGCUUUUUAUUUUGCAGCAACCCAUCAGAUUAAGCUUUCUUGGCUUGUUUGCAGAGCUAAAGUGUCCUUCUGUCUCUUCACAGUGUUGAACCUGACUCUGGUGGACCUGCCCGGGAUGACCAAGGUGCCGGUGGGAGACCAGCCGGCAGACAUUGAGGCUCAGAUCAGAGAGAUGCUGUUUCAGUUUGUCACCAAAGAGAACUGCCUGAUGCUGGCUGUGUCCCCGGCCAACUCUGAUCUGGCCAACUCUGACGCUUUAAAGAUUGCCAAAGAGGUCGACCCCCAGGGUGAGUGUAUACAUACACAACAGACACAUACACACAUAGGCACACACUCUGCAAUCUCUCAGACAUCAAUAGAAGCAAGAGGAGGACGGUAACUACAGUAUGAAAAUACAUUACUUGAUAAUAAUACGGAAAUACAAUUUUUUUUUAACUACUGAUGAAAUAAAUGGAAAGGAUCGCUGAUGUGUCUGUUUGACCUGCCUGAACAAACCAGACAACCAAGACAAAGAUGGAUGAUUUCUACAGAGUUUCUAUAGAGUUAUUUCAUCUGCCUGCAGCAGGCAAGGUGUCAGAUAAGACACAACACUAACAGAUUAGAGGUAUCGCCCUGUACAAAAGCGGCACAAAAGUAACAUAAACCUGAAGUUUCCCACAGAAGCCUAAAGAAAAUAUCAUUCAGACUUCAGAUUUUGAUGAUUAUUGGUCACUGUUCUUAUUAAAAAUAGAUCUAAAGUGAAACAGAUCUAAGUAAUUUCAUCAAUUCAGGUAUGAGGACCAUCGGUGUGAUCACUAAGUUGGACCUGAUGGACGAGGGGACAGAUGCAAAGGAAAUCCUGGAGAAUAAGCUGCUUCCACUCAGAAGGGGUGAGUGCACGCGCACACACACACAUACACACACACACACACACACACACACACACACACACACACACACACACACACACACACACACACACACACACACACACACACACACGCACGCAGCACUACUCCUUUCUUACAAGGGGCCCUUGAAGUGACCCACUGUUUCCCUCUUGUGGCAAAAAGGCAUCUGCACUCAAAUUCCCCCCCGACACAGUAAACUGAAAAAAAAGUAAAAGCAGAGAAAGGAUGGGGGGAUGGCAGUUAAAAAGAAAAUAACUGAGUAAAGAAAUCAAAAGGCAGAUAGAAGAAGUAGAGGGAAAUUUGGAAAGGAGAAAGAGGGAAUGAGGGAAAGAGAAAAACAGUGUCUUGGAAAAGAGCUCGCAUUCGUCUUGUGAGCUGCCCUUUAAUGCAAUGUGCUGAUGCGAUGAUUUUCUUUUCCAUUUGCACUUGGUUAGAACCCAGGCAUGUGCUUUUGAAUAUUUUCCAUGUCCUUUUGUUUUUCUAUGUUUUUCCCCUCUCUCUUUUUUUCCCUCUCUCUCGCUCUCUCAGUCUAACACUGUGUGGAUGUCCACAUUUACUAGGCUGCUGGCUCGGCCUUGCAUUAGUUAUAGAGCAUGAAACGGCCUUUAACUGAGUGCUGCAUGAGAAAACUUCACUGGAGGUGAAACGGGAUCUGCGUGACCUGAACUCUCCUGUUGUUUUUCUUUUUCUCACACAUGCAGACAUUUAUUCUUUUAAUUCCCUUUUUUAUUUCCUUUCUUUCCCCUCAAAUUUAUACUUUUCUUUAAUCCUUGAAAUGUGGUUCUCCCCGAGUAAACAUUAUUAACACGGUUUUAAACGGUUUGGUCUAGGAGGGCUUGUACUUUUUUGGUUUGGCUGUUCAAAUAAAGUAUAUUUGAAUGAAUAAAAAUCUAAUAUAAUCUCAAUAAUGGCUCCAGUGCAAAAUAUUUUACUUCUGCGCUGAAAGUCUUGAAUCUGCUCCAGUCUGCUCUCAAAUGUUCCAGGAAGUGAUAAAAGAGUUGCAUCUGGUUUCCUCCAAAACUCCAAGUGUUUCAGGAUGUUUUAUUAACAUCUUUUGGUCUCCUGUUGUUGUUGUUUCCAGGUUAUAUCGGUGUGGUAAACAGAAGUCAGAAGGACAUAGAUGGAAAGAAGGAUAUUAAUGCUGCUAUGGCUGCUGAGAGGAAGUUCUUCCUCUCCCAUCCUGCUUAUAGACACCUGGCUGACCGUAUGGGCACUCCCUACCUACAAAAAACUCUCAAUCAGGUAAGAAAAAAAGUGCUCCUGUCAUUUACCUAUUUCUUAUAUUCUUCAUGUUUAAGCCCUGCUCUCCAGUCAUGCUGGGUCAUUUUUACUUCAGUGCAGUUGCUACUGCAGAGUUUAGCUGCAGUGUUAAUACUCACAUCAAGACAUUAUACUUAGUCAUAACAUCCUGCCCUGACUCCAGCUGUAUUAUUCAUUCAUGGCUCACAUUCUGCAACCUAUAUUUCUGUCUGAGUGUACAUAAUGAUCACUUAAAAAACUAAAUCAUUAAAUAAAGUUCAUACAUUAUUCAGACCUCAAGUUUCCUCCAUAAGGGAGUGCACCUUAGAUAUCAAUGCACUAAAUAUUGCUAGAACCCUACUGGAAUGCAAUGAUUAUUUCUUUCUUUCCUUCUGUCCGUCAUACUUUCAUUCUUUCUUUCAUAGUUUUAUUUCUUUCAUACUUUCAUUCUUUCUUUCAUAGUUUCUUUCUUUCAUACUUUCAUUUCAUAGUUUCUUUCAGUUUCUUUCUUUCUUUCAUGCUUUAAUACUUUCUUUCAUACUUUCAUUCUUUCUUUCAUGCUUUCUCAUUUUCUUUUAUACUUUCAUUCUUUCUUUUAUACUUUCAUUCUUUUUUUCAUACUUUCAUUCUUUCUUUUAUACUUUCUUUCUUUGUUUCUUUCUUUCUUUCCUUUGUUUCUUUUAUACUUUAAUACUUUCUUUUUUUCUUUCUUUCAUACUUUCAUUCUGCUUUCUUUUUUCUUUCUUUCAUACUUCCUUUCUUUCAUACUUUCAUUCUUCUUUCUUUUUUCUUUCUUUCAUACUUCCUUUCUUUCAUACUUUCAUUCUUCUUUCUUUUUUCUUUCUUUCAUACUUUCUUUCUUUCUUUCUUUCUUUCUUUCUUUAUUUCAUGCUUUCUUACUCUCUUUCUUUCUUUUUUACUUUCUUUCUUUCUUUCUUUUAUAUUUAAUUUUUUUUUCUUUCAUACUUUCUUUUUUAUACAUUAAUACUCUUUCUUAUAUACUUUAAUCCUUUCUUUCUUUUAUACCUUCAUUCUUUUUUCUUUCAUACUUUCUUACUUUUAUACUUUCUUUUUUUAUACUUUUUUACUCCCUUUCAUACUUUUUAUUCUUUCUUUCAUACUUCCUUUCUUUCUGUUCUUGAUUUAUCUUGUGUCUUUCUUCUCUUUUUGUUGUCUCCAAUUGUAAAAUUUGACAGUUCACAUGCUUGGUAGCUCUAACAAGCCCCUAAAACUCGCCCAGUCUUUGCACAUGUGUGUUAAAAAAUGACAAACUGCAAGUAACAGAUAUUUCAGAUAUUGAACAUGCACUCUACUGUGACAUCUCCCAUAUUUGUCCUGCAUAUUUGAUUGUUUGAACGGCUCAAAGUUUUGUUCUAUAUUUUGUAGAGGCUCAAGUGAUCUAACUCUCACCUUUGACCUUUACAGCAACUGACCAACCACAUCCGGGACACUUUGCCAGCUCUGAGGGCCAAACUGCAGAGUCAGCUUCUGUCCAUAGAGAAAGAAGUGGAGGAGUACAAGAACUUCAGACCUGAUGACCCAUCUCGCAAAACCAAAGCUCUGCUCCAGUGAGUAGAAACAAUGAAAAGACACAUGAUGAGAUAUAAUCAGGCUCACAGAUACAGUGUUGUCUUUGUCUCUGCAGAAUGGUGCAGCAGUUCUCUGUGGACUUUGAGAAGUGUAUAGAGGGCUCUGGAGACCAGAUUGACACAGCCGAGCUGUCUGGUGGUGCCAGGAUCAAUCGCAUUUUCCAUGAACGAUUUCCCUUUGAGCUGGUCAAGGUGUGUGCCUCACGUUUCGUGAUCUUCAGCCCUCAAUAUAUGGUUGAAAGCAGAUAAUUCAAGUCAUUUUGAGCAAGUUCCAGAAGGGGCAGUGUUUUUUUGCAGAGAGGAAGUACCUGUGGUGCGUUAUCCUUUCCUAAAAACGUAUUAUUUGAACAACUUGGCAGAAAAAACAACUUGGAUCACUUGAGAAUUGCUUUGUCUUGCUUUUUCUUCCUUUUUAUUCUCUCUCUUUUGAUCAUAAAAAAUCAUAAAAGUCAUGAACAAUAAGAGUUGACCUUUAGAAACUGCAAGAGUAAAAAAGUUUGUCCGCAAUAUGCAAUAAAAAAUGUCUGACUUUUGCCAACUUUGGCAUGAGCUGUGAAUCAUAAACAUGUCUGUUCAGAGCUGUAAAUAUUUAGACCCAAAAGAUACAGACCCCAAAUUCUUUGGAACAUUUAUCAGAGUUGUGGUUUCUCUUGUUUUGCUCUUUUGUUGUGUAUUGAUUGGUGGCAUUACAACCCGUUUACUCAGCAGAAAAGGGAUUUUUGAGUGUUUGUUUGACAUAAAACAUGUCGGUAUUUUAGGGUUAUGUGAUUCAUAGUGGCGGAGGAUGUGGAGUGAGUAAAUUUGAUAAUAAUGAAGGAAGAGAAGUGUCAUAAGUGGGAGGAAUAUCUUGCUUUUUCUCAGCCUCCAUCUUUUAUCUUUUCUUCACUUUCUCUCUCAGUUAGCACCGACCCUCUCUCUGUGUCCUCCUCUGUCCUCUCUCACCCUCCCUCUGAGGAUAUAAAACUUAUUGCCUGUGACUGAAGCUUCAGAAUAAUUCAGUGUCUGUUUCAUUCUGUGAGGACAGAGCAGAUUGUUUCCUAUCCAGAUGAUAGACAAAUAAAACAGAAAAAUCAUAGGAAUCUUAAUCUUUAUAAAACGUCAUUUAAGGAAAAUGUGUAUCUUUGUCUGGGAAAGGUCGGAUAAAUGAGGUCUAUAGUCUAUAUGUCAUAGCUGCCCGUUUAGGGGCAUGUCUCUGACCCUCACCUCCUCCCCAGAAAUACAUAAUAAUAAUAAUAAUAAUAAUAAGUCGAAGUAAAUAACAUGAACUUCAUUCCACUUUGUUAAAAGUUAGUGUCCCAGUUUGGACACCUUGGGCAAAAAAGGUCAGAAUACACCCUUUAACAUAAUAAGGAUUUUACCGUCGGGCCACUCCAGCGUAAAACAAACGGGCUGGCUGCAAUAUUCUGCAAAAAAAAAAAAAAAAAAAAAGAAAUCAUAUCAGUUGAUUGAUACCAGUCCAAAUUGUAUCUGUUUAUUUUAGUUUAAAGCAGGGAGAAAAUCCAGCCUGGCAGGCCUGAUGACAACCGCUAUAGUAUUUUACUGGUAAUCACAGUAAAUUGGGUUUAUUUACACACAUAGAAAUAACAGGAUUUAUCAUUUAUACUGGGGUUUCAAUAUUUCCUGGCAGGGCACACUGACUUCUUUUUGACUCCCAGUUAUGAUUCCAGCCCGUCACACCACACAGCAUGAAUCAGAUUCAGUGUUUUGUUUUUGUGAGGAAAAAAAUUUUUUACGUUUAGUCAAUUUUAGAGAUGAUUUUUAGCACAUUUUUGGUAUGAUUGCCUAAUGAUCUUGCCAAGAUUUUAGUUAAAACAUCAUAAAAGCGAUCUUUUUCACAGAAGUUAGCAACAGGGAGCUAUUUUAUGAAUGUGUUUGGAGCUCAGUGGACUAAAUGAUGGAGGACUCGAGGGAGAGAGAUAUUUAACUGAUUUAUGAAUCUGUUAGAGAUAAAAGUGUCUGUAUUUAAACCUCCCUGUUGUUUCCGUCUGUCUGUUCGCAGAUGGAGUUUGAUGAGAAAGAGCUCCGCAAGGAGAUCAGCUACGCCAUCAAGAACAUCCAUGGAAUCAGGCACGUACGCCCUCAAACUAACCCCUCUGUUCAUCCCUGCCUCUCUCUAUCUUUCCUUCCCGCCCUCCCUCUUUUCAUCAGAGUCACCUCUGCCGGACAGAAUGCAUCUAAGUGACUUUGCUUAUCUAAUCACAAAGACCUCUAUACUUUGAUUACACCUUGUGGUGAAUACUAAUGACGUCAGUUUGGAUCAGAAAGGGGACUAUUUCAUGUUCUUAGUUUAUUUGCAGUCUGUUGAUUUUUUUCCUGUUUUCCGUCCAUAGAGAUAUUUAGCCUUUUUCUUAAAUACUCCGAUUCAAAGUGGAUUAAAUGCUGACAGUAUUUUAAAAUAUUCCAAUACCUAUUCUAGUGUAUGUGCUUACAAAAGAGGAUUAGACAAGAUAGAUAGACAGAUAGAUAGACAGACAGACAGACAGACUUUAUUGAUCCCAAACUGGGAAAUUCACAUGUUUCAGCAGCAAAAAAAUACAAAAUAAAAUUAAAUAUAAGAAGAAGUUAGUACAAUACAGACUAAAAAUACUAAGUAUAAACAAUAAAUACAGACUAAAUAUACUAAACAUCCUAAGAGAAAAAAGUGAGAUAUGAAGAAAGUGGGCUUUAUUAUUAAAUAAUAUUAAAGCCACGUGAAGCAAAGAAGAAGCAAAAGCCACAUGAAGCAAAAAAAUAACAAUUACAGGAACGAGAUUAAAGUUGAAAUUUCUAGAUUAAAGUCGGAAUUUUGUGAAUAAAAUUGAAAUUUCAAGAUUAGAGUCAAAAUCCCCCCCCCCCCGCCCAAAGUCUCCCUUGAGUCGACUUUAUUCGACUUUAUUCAUGUCAACUUCAAUCUCGAAAUUUCAACUUCAAUCUCGUUUCUGUAAUCAUUUUUUUUCUCUUCAUGUGGCCCUAAUCCUCUUUUGUAUGUACUUAAGUAAGAGCUGAUACGGGGUUUCCCUCGAAUUUUACAUAACAAUAACAAUUAACAAUAACAAUAUUUCAAUCAGGGCCACUGUCGUCAAAGAUAGUUAAUUACUUGCAUGCAAAAAGUUAUAUUUUGUGGCAUGGCUCUGUUCUGAGACCUCAUAUAUACAUGUAAAGCCAAGGCAGGGGGAGCAGCAGCAAAGAUCCCCCUGGUAUAGGAUAGAGCAGGCACCAAUAUACAUAUACAGUGGAUAUGACAUGCACCAAGUCAUACAUCAUGGCAUUAAAUCAGUUAAAUGGGGGUAAUGUCAAUUUCAUGCUGUAUAACUGAGGCUGCAUUUUAGAUGGUAUUAAAGAGUGACACAAAAACAUAGUAAUUGCAUUGAGGUGAAUGCUGAGUCAAUCGAUUUCUAACUUACGGUGGGCAUAAGUCACUUAAAUUACUUAAUAUUCACCUGAUUUCUUUCAUUCGAACUCUUUAUGGUUUAACAUGUGUUAAUGUUUGGGGAAAAAAAAUCAGUAAUAGAGGAUAUUCCUUUUCAAUUAACACUUUUCUCUCUACCCAACCUUCCUCCCUCCUUUUUUCUUUUUCUCCAUCACCCUCCUCUUUCUUUUUUGGCCCCGUGGCUCGUUCUCUCUCUGUCGGGCAGAACUGGCCUCUUCACCCCGGACAUGGCCUUUGAGACCAUUGUGAAAAGGCAGAUUGGGAAGAUUAAAGAGCCUUGCACUAAAUGUGUGGACAUGGUCAUUUCUGAGCUAGUCGGUACGGUUAGGCAGUGUACCAAGAAGGUAAAAACAACCAAAGUCAACAGUGGAUAGCACUUCUUUUUUUUUUUUUUUUUUCAACCCUGAACUGCAAACUCCUUGUGCUGUUAAUUCACUUUAACUGUAACCACCCGGCUCUCUCCAGCCCUCGCUGUUUUUCUGAACAGCUAGGGGACUCCUGGAGUGACAGGGUGGGCUGCGGUGUACCUGCCUGCCUUCCUACUGUACCGCUUUGGAAGGGUUUGGCUGGACAGGCUGGCCGUGGUAGAAAUCUGUGCUUAAGAAAACCAGUGUGGAGGCUGAGGAGUCAUCAAAAAUAUGGUUGCCUGGAAAGAUUAAAUGUCAAAGCAGCCUCAGGAUAUGUGUUUAUGAAUCUGAUUAAAAGGCUUCUCUGCCAGUAACUCAUUUUUGGAAAGAAGAAAGUGUCCACUGUUCUGCGCUUGAAUUGACCAGCUUUUCUUACUUGUGUUCAUUCAAAGUUGGCAAAUCUGUGAAACAUAUUCAAAACAUGUUCAGUACUUGAUUACUCUUAAUGAUCACAAACAUUAAAAAUCAGGAUUCACAGGGCUGCCUCAAGUCGGCUGUUUUGGCAAAGUAAGGAGACAAACUUUCUGCUGCAUGAAUGUUCCACUCUGUGUACCACCUUUAUACAGUUAAUGAGCAAAAUAUCAUUGUCCUCCACUAUUUUAUACUUUUUUAUUUAUUGAAUUUAUUAAACAAAUGCACUGACAUACAUCAAGCCUUUGCAGUUAUCAUAUAUACACAACCUGCUGUUUCAUGUGUCAAUAUUUUGCACAGAAAAGCUACUUUUAGAGUUAAGUGAUAGCAUGUAUCUUGUUUGCAUAAGGAAUGUAAGAGCCUGUCUGAAACUUUCAAUUAUAUCUUGUUCCACUGAGAUCUAAUUUGUUGGACUAGCAACCUCUUUUAAUACUCUUUUGAAUUAGUUGUAACACUUUACUCGAUGCCUAUCUCUAUAACACAUAAAUAUAUGUAUCAUGCGUUAUAAUCACGUUAUAGCACUGUAUAACUAUAGUUAUAAACACUCAUAAAUGAUCAUAAUGCUUUAUAACAAUAAUCAUAACACAUAAAGCAUGACUUACACGGUCAGGUAUUAUAAUGUGUAAACUGAGUGUUUAUAAUCAUAGAAAUACAAGUUUAUAAGCAAAUUAUAACACAUCAUGUAUAUGUAUGUAUAAUGCAUUAUCUAUGUGGGCAUUGUCAGUGAGUUGUGAACAGUAAUAACACAUUAUAAUACCUGACCUUGUCAGUCAUGAUAAAAUGCUUUAUAAUGUGUUGUGAUUAUUGCCAUAAAGCAUUAUGAUCAUUUAUGAGUGUUUAUAACUAUAUUUAUACUGUGCUAUUACAUGAUUAUAAUGCAUUAUACAUAUAUUUAUAAUGCGUUAUAGAGAUAGGUGUCAGGUUAUGUGUUACCAAAUAAGUUAUCUUGUUAUUAGGGCUGUUGCAAUAUAUCAGUUUUAAUGAUAAACAUCCUCUAAAAAAAUAUUGAAUACUAAAAUUAGCAUGUUAUAUAUCUACUCUAUAGUAGGGGGCAGUAGUAGCUGGCUGGUUUUUACCCAACUUGAAACAAGCUAGUUGUAGCAAUAAAAAAAUAGCACUUUAAAACUGAUAUCAGAGAUUCAGAGUGAAUCAAAAAUUAUACACACCUGCUCAGGGUUGCUGAAAUAUUAAAAAUACUUCAAAUUUUUUUUUAUUAUCUGUUAUCAGUCAUUCUAUAACUAAAUAGAUUUUUGCACAGGUUAAAAUCUUGUUUGUACAAAGAGUAUCUUGAGAUAUGAUGUGAACGCUUGCCUGCGUAGUGUGUAUUUAGAGUGGAAUUGGCAUGUACUUAAAGUUUGAAAACAUUUGACUCAUGAGAGACUUUCUAUAAAUAAUGUAAAGAAAGAGUAUUCACACUUUUUUUUAAUAUUAUCAUUCUUUUUUACAUACAUCCAAAUAAUUAGAGUUAUUUAUAAUCCCUGGCAGCCAUAUAGGAUGACCUCAGCAUCCAGACUUUUUUUGUGUGUGUGUGUGUGUGAGACUGCAGCCGUGCACCUGCAGCAGACGGGAGCCAUGACAAUUAUGUUUUAUCUCCUCUUCAGCAGACCUCGGGGACCUCUCUCUUAGCUACACAGGCUUGUGAGCGCAGCCAGAAAAAGAGCAGUAGUCUGUGUCCAAGUUGAUCCUCUGUGACCAAACAAUUUUAACAGUGGUUGGAGCUGAAACAACCUGGAGGCCUCGGGAUAAUAAAUGUUAUGAUUACACUCCCACUAAAAGUCAGAGAGGAAGGAGGGACCGGUGGAGAAAAGGGUCAACGGCAGGAGGAUUGGGGCUCCUUGGCUGAAUGGUGGUGGUGCACAGCUGCAGUCUGAGAGUACAUUGCUUGGAGUUUUUUGGCUGGUGGAGUUAAGCAGGCUGGGAGCUCCCUCUAUUUCUUCCUCUUUCUCUCCUCUUUUCUCUCCUCACUGAUAGAGAGAUAUUCCAGCUCUGUCCUGUUUAAGAAUGGCUUCAGGGGAAAUCAAAUGUCUCACUUUUGCAUUUUCUGCCUUCUGUGCUGUUUACCCCCAAACCUCCACUCCUUACCUUGUCUCUUUAUCUUUGAUCUGUUGUCCCUGUUUCUUUAAAUCCUCAUCUGUGUAUUGCCCCUUACCCUUGUCAUGUUUUCACUCCUUUUUUGUGUCUUCUACACUCACUUUCUUGUCUUUUCUCUUUCUCUUACAACUCUUUGGUGCUUUAUUUCUCUCCCUUCCUAUUUCUUUUUUCUUUCCUUUUUUUUCCUUUUUCUUUUUUUUUUCCCUCACUCCUCCUCUCUCCUCUGUGCCGCCUGCUUGUCCCUACAGGACGGGGCUCUUCACCCCUGACCUGGCUUUUGAAGCCAUAGUGAAAAAGCAGAUCCAAAAGCUGAAGGAGCCCACUCUGAAGUGUAUAGAUAUGGUUGUGAGCGAACUCACCUCCACCAUUCAUAAGUGUAGUCAAAAGGUAACAUGCUAAGGAGAACCAAGCUAUUUUUUUUUUUACAGUUUUCUUUUAAUCUCGCAUGUAGGGGUUGACCAAAAGCUGGACAUUAUCAGUGAUAGAAAAAAUAUACAAUUCAGCUGCUUCUUUUAAAUAUUUUUGCACCUUUAAAAACUAUUAAAGACAGAAAACUGAGAAACAAUGACUGUGAAACUUUGAGGUUUUGGACAUGUGUGCUUUAGGUAAAGUUUAGUUUUAACUAUAGCGUUACUUUUGAUCACUCUACGUGUCAUGUGCAGUUUAUUUUUCCUUUAUUUCUUUUUUUUUAUUUAUCUAAAAUUGUUAGUUUGGCUUCUAUGAACCAACUAACCCAUGUUAAAUGCAUCGAAUUACUAAGAAUAAAGGCUCGUCCUAAUCCUUGGUGGGUAUGUGGGUCACGUAAUGAAGCUGUCCAGCAUUUAUAGAUAAAUAACUUCUGACUCAAAGCAGCAAGUAUGGGUCUAUCUUAAUUUUAGAUUUUUUAGUGCCUCAACAAAAGCUACAGUUCAAGUGAAUAAAACUUUGCUAUUUCAUCAUCAACAACAAUUGAAUAAGUUAGUGCCAAACAGCCUGCAUGUUAUAUAAGCCUUUGUUAAAUUUGAGCUCAUAAGACCAGAGAGAGUUUUACUGAAGUUGUUGAAAGACUGUUUUUCUGUUUCUGUCAGUAUGAUUUAACACAACGGAGUGACUGAUUGUGAAGUUCCACUCUCUGACAAAUUAACGUUCUUCAAGCAUCUCUUUGUUUCUCUUUUUUAUUUUUUAUUUUAUCCUCUCCAUCCUGUGAUAUUUCGAACCGGCUGCAAAACAGAGCGUGACCUCCUUUGGAUUUCUCCUCUCUGUCGAACUUUUAUCCUGAUUUCAACUUUCAGAAACAAGUAUUUAGUUUCUGUGUUAUAACAAACAGGGGUUGGGAGAAUCCACAAAGGGGUCAGUUUGAAGUCUCCUCCCAUCAUACUCUCUCCUUUCCUUAUCUCCUUCCCUCUCUACCUUCCUGCAUCUUUGCAUUGCAUGUCAGUCUGAAUCUGAGUCCUGCCUGCAGCCUUGAUUGUGAGGAAGAAAAAAACUUUUUCCUUAAGUUUGUAUUUCUGUUUUAAAUUUUAAGACACUAAACACGUUUUGAGAUACUGACAGCCUCUGAGUGCCUUUGAGUUACAAUGCACCUUUGCUAUUUUUGGUGUUUUAAUUUAUAAAAAAAACAAAAAAAACAGAUUGCCUUACACAUGCGUGGACAAAAACAUGCACUAAUGCCAACCUACUGGUGGAUUCUGAGCACAAGUUUACAACAUAUAUUUUUGCUGCUGGUUAGCUAGUUAGUUUUAAAUACAGAGCUGCCAAGCGUCACCCCUUGAGUGUGACAGUCACGCAGUUUUGACCCAUUCUCACACCACAUGCCACACUUGACAUUUCUUACGCUUAUUUUCCUCGAUUUAAUACUCUGUAUUUAUUUUUUUCAUGAUAAUAAACUUGGCUUGCCGUAACUUUGAUUGACUGACUGAGAAAACCAAUCCCAGACCAAUUCAUCAGUCCUUUGUGCCUAAUGCUGCGUUCGAGUUACCUAGGAAGUCAGAAGUCCGAGCUGAAAAUGACGUCACACUCAAGUUACCAGCGUUUCAGCUACCAAGUCGGAAAAAAGCAAAAUCGGAGGUGGAAACAAGAUGGCUACAUCUACGAAAGUUAUUUUAGCGCUUGCUUUGUCCGAAUAUAAGGCAAGCGCUAAAAUAACUUUCGUAGAUGUAGCCAUGUUUCAGGCCAACAUUAAAAAAAGGCAACAAAAAAAAUUGCCGGUCGAACACACAACACUAAAGUCCCACUCUUUAAGCAGAGUAUGCUAAUGUUUUCAUCAUACUAAAAGUCUGGGGCUGAAGGACGCUGAGGCAAAGCUAGCUAUUUAGCUAGCUAGCUAACAUAUAAAUCAAGAAAAAGCUAUAUUAUAAAUCUGAAGCUCUGUAAAAUAAAACUCUUAACACUCCUGAAUAGUUAUUUUAUUCAGAAUAAUUACACAAUGGAGCACUCAUUCCCUUAAAUAUUGUUAUUCAGUCAGCCAGAUGUGCAAACUUUUGGUGCCUUCAGCUGACAAACACAUUAGUUUACACCCUCAUGCUUUAGCUUUAGCUUUUGUGUCCUGGUCUGACAGGUAAAUAAAAACCAUCUGCCCCUUAAAACUCUUUGUAUUCAGCCUCAUGCACAGAGUUUCAGCACCUGCUGUGAGGUUGCAAAGGUAUUAUUUGCCAAAUAAUUUGCCUUUCAUUUCUUAUUUCCUUGGCAAAACUAUUAGAAAACAACAGUUUUGGAAACGUUUACAGCUGGAAAUGCUCAUCCAUCUUAACAGUGUAUCCCAUUAUUAAAACACAUUAUUCUGGUUGUUUUCUGCUUUGUAAUUGGAUGAAACCCAGAGAGCAGUAAAUCAAGGGGAAGUCUUCCACUUCCACACUAAACCCUGUCAGACAUAGAAGAUGCAUUGUAACUUGAAAGAGAACCGUAUAUAAUUUAUCUGUCUUUCUCUCUCAGGCUGUGAUUUUGGUUUUGAUUUUUCUUCUUUCCUCACACUUUCCAAAAUGUGUUUGUGUCACAUUGGAAGCCCACCAAUGUCUGCCUUUGUGGGUUUGCAAUGAGCUCAUGGAAAAAACGACCCAAAUUGUGCUGGGAAGAAGCUCUCCUGCCAGUAACAUUGUUUAUUCUGUUUGUCUCGUACUAUCACAGACUUAGCACUACUCCUCUGCACGUCUGUUAUAUUAUCAACAAACUGUGGACAUUAUUAUGGACCUGAAAUUAAUAUCCACCCAUUGUUGGGGCCGUGCAGAGACUAGAGCUGAGUCUGUGACAGAGUCCAUAAAACAUAACCUUUUCAGUUGUGUUUUUAUUUUGUUGUAUUAGUGGAACUGUGUGUGAACUGUGGAUCAGUGAGUGACGUUACAUGGUUGUUCUACUGAAGCUAAUAUGCUGUUUAGGUACUGUCUUGUGCGUGAGAGUGGGUAUUUGUGUUUUUUGCUACCUGCCUACCUACUGUGCUCUGUGCCAACAGCUGGCCCAGUAUCCACAGCUGAGAGAGGAGAUGGAGAGAAUCGUCACCCAGCACAUUAGAGAUCGGGAAAGCCGCACGAAAGAUCAGGUAUAACCGGAGGAUGACAAAAAAAGGGCUUGGUUUUGUGGUGGAUAAGAGGCCUGAGGCUGGGCAGCAGAAUUACACUCAUUUACGACUCCAGCUGAAGUAUUAAUACCCUUAAAAAAAUAAAUAAGAAGAGUUUACCAACCUCAGGAGGAAAAUGUAAAUGCUCAGAAAUGGCCUACUGGUAUACGGAAAAGAUAGUUUGUCUUUGUUUGUAACCUUGAAUAAAUCUAACGUUAGAUAAAAGUUAGCUAUUGACAUAGCAUGUGUAAGUUUUAAAGCUAAAAGUGUUUCAAAUUAAAAACCUAAAAAGCUAAACAUAAGUGUCAAAAACUGACAAAAGUUUUUUGGCCCCACAAAAUAAUGAUAAUGAAAAUGAUAAUGAUAAUAAUAAAAAUGAUGAUAAUAAUAAUAAUAAUAAUGAUAAUAAUGAAAAUGAUAAUAAUAAAAAUGAUGAUAAUAAUAAUAAUGAUAAAAAUGAUAAUGAUAAUGAUAAUAAAAAUGAUGAUAAUAAUGAUAAUGAUAAUAAAAAUGAUGAUAAUAAUAAUAAUAAUAAUGAUAAUAAUAAAAAUGAUGAUAAUAAUAAUAAUGAUAAUGAUAAUGAUAAUAAUAAUAAUGACAAUAAUAAUGAUCAUGAUAAUAAUAAUGAUAAUAAUAACAAUAAUGAUAACAAUAAUGAUAAUAAUGAUAAAAAUAACAAUGAUAAUAACAACAAUAAUAACAAUCUUAAUAAUAAUAAUAAUAACAACAAUAACAAUAACUCUAAUAAUAAUAAUAAAGAUGAGGAUGAUAAUGAUAAUGAUGAUAAUAAUAAUAAUAAUGAUAACAAUAAUUACAAUAAUAUUGUUAUAUAUAUAAAUAUAUAUAUAUAUAUAUAUAUAUAUAUAUAUAUAUAUAUAUAUAAUUUUUUAGAAACCUUUUCAACUCAGAGCACAGCAGAAAUAAUUAGAAAAAACUGAUAUUAUGCCUUUUCCUCUAAAUUGCAUUUUAUGUAGUUGCCUCAAGUGAAAAUAAUGCUGUCAAUGGACAUAGGCCCUGAGUUUUGCUUUGGCAACUGUUAAUAAACAUUGAAUUUAAAAUAAACACAUACAAAAAUAUCAAACAACUUGUAUGUCAUCAGUAAAUGGGCUUUAUUGAUAACAGCUUUUACUUUCUGUUUUUUUUUAUGUUCAGGUGUUGCUGUUGAUAGAAAUUGAGUUGUCCUACAUGAACACCAACCAUGAGGACUUCAUUGGAUUUGCCAAGUGAGUUUGAAGAAAAGCUGGUCAACUUCCUAAUUACUGAAGUUUUUAAGUUUGUGUUUAGUUUAAGACCAAAACCCCGUGAUGUGUUUUGUUAUGCAGUGCUCAGCAAAGGAUCAGCCAGAUGAACAAGAAGAAAGCAUCUGGAAACCAGGUACUCUGAUCACAUAUUGACAUAUCCUUCUACGUGUUGCAGGUUAGAAUUCAGAUCGAGUCAUUCUCAUGAAGCCGCAGGAAUGUGUUCCCAGAUAUUCAGCAUGAACCGUCUGUUUGCCAGAAACAUGACAUCUGAACUUCAUAGAGUCUUUCCCCAAGGCUUCCUCCUGUUAGCACUCAGCUCUCUGUUUUACCCAUGCUAAAUGUAGCACAGCUAUACAGUAUUUUGUUACCCUGGGCAACAGUCCAUAUUCCACACAAUGCAGCCCUGUACAGCUCUUUUACACACUAAUUGACAACAGUUGCUGGAUGUUGAAACAACUUGUUCUUUUGGUGAAAAUCAGGGUGACGUCAGAACAAACCGAGGUCUGCUGCAGAAUAUCAGACUUCUUUUUUUUUUAUAGAGGAGUUUGUGUUUGACAAAAACUAUCAUUGUAUUAAUAUUAAAAAAGACAGCUCUCGGAUUGCUCUGCAGGAGUCACACAGUCACUGCUCCUUGAAACAUUCCUGAACAAAAGUCUUUCAAAAGUCAUCUCAGCAUUGAGAAAUUGUCUUAAAACUUGAAGGUGUGUUCCCAAAUGAAUAGUUACAUACAUACAUACAUUUUUGCCACAUUUUUUAACCUGUAUGCUUAAUGGCAAUCAGAUUGCAUACUAAGAAGGACAUUAUGUAAGUUAGCCAAAACAUGCAGGGCUUUCCUCCAUGUGAACAGAUGGGACAUGACUCAAGCUUAAAAUCGAAAUGCAGGUUAAAAAACUUUUUUUCUCAGACAUGUAUUUUUUUGUACUAAAAGUUCUCGUCAUGUUUAUUUAUGCUCAAGUCCUAAGUUUUCUUUAGAGUUUAGUUUAAUUACGAUAUUUGGUGCUUAAAAUGGGGGAUAAUAACACAACUGAGAAGACUUGGAAGGAUCCAACAAAAGCUUACAUGAGUCAUUGAGGUUUCUAUGACUGUAGAUUCUUCAAACUGGCACAAGAUCCUUUUCUCGGUUUAAUAUGUGUUUUUAGUAGUGUGCAUGGUGGAUCCUGAAUUUUAGCGACUAUGCCCAGAUUAUUUUUCCAAAACAUAUUCUUGAUCCUCAUUCAAGUUAAAUUUGAACAGUGGUAAAAACUGGAGACAUGUUGUUCACCUUUAUAUACAAAACAUCACAAUAUCUAAGUUUGCAUGUUAAUGUCCUGUUUGGUUGUGCUCUUUACUCUCUUCUCUUCUGCUCUCGGUUUCGGGUUUCUAUGUUUUUGUUUCCUCUUGGUUUUCUCCGAGUGAUUCCUCUGUUUUCUCUGUGUUGUCUCCUUGUUUUCAUCUCUGUGGCUUUUCUGCUCCAGGAUGAGAUCAUGGUGAGUAGUCUGUGUGUAUGUUUGAAUAAUGAGCGUGUGUGACUGCGUGCAUGUAUGAAAAAAAGAAGGCUUUCAUGCGUGCGUGCCCAUCUUUUCUUGAAUGCUUAUAUGAGGAUAUGUACAUGUGUGUUCACUCAUGCCAUUUAAGUGUGCUGAGUUAUGACUGAUUGUGGAUUCAUGAGUGUCUGUAUGGAUGUGUUCUUGUGUGCGAAAUAAGCUUUGAACUAACCACCAGUAGAUGAGCAGGUGGCUGUAUCGGGGGAUGCUUGGCUGCUUCCCUUUCCUCUCUUUUUCAGCCGCAGACACACAAUUACACCCACACGCACACAUUGACACAAGCAUCGCAGAAAGAUAUUUUAAAAAGCAGUUUUUUGUUCUUGUUAAAAAGUUUAGUUCGAGAUGCUCUAAGUGACUCAAGAUUGCCUAGCAAAGAGACGCCCACUAGCAGCGGCUCAAACUAGAUGGGAAGAAAGAGAUGGUUUUGAAAGAAAGUGAAGACCAAGAAACAAAAACAUCCUUUUUUUUCUACAUAUGUCAUGAAACUUGUCCUCAACCCUGUGUUUUAUAUCCUGCCUCUCUCCCCACUGCAUCCCAUUUAGCAAAAGGCCAGAGGGAACCAAGACCAGACAUAUCUCACCCUCAUAGUUAGCUACCAGUUGUCCUGGCAGCCACCCAGGUUAGAGGUCAAAGGUCAGGGGCACAUUGUAAACAAAGUGAUGAUCUCUGCUUCCUGUUCGGAGAUAAAUGUAGAAAGCCCUGCAGCUUCUGUUCUUAAUUGAACACCCUGUUAACCUCCAAGAAAAUUGAGGUAGCCUAGAAGACAAAAGAGCUAAAUGCAGCAGAGACAAAUGAUAGAAACUGUUUUAGAGUAAAAAUUAGGAAAAAGUUAGUGAAUACAUAUAAAAACAAAUGAUUAAAAAGAUAUUGAUUUUAAGAUAAUAUUUGUCCAACUUUUGAACUAAACUACUCAUUACACCGCCUCAGUCCGUGCAUAUCUGUCCAGUAGAUUUAUUAUUUUGUUUUCAUUACCUUCUCUAUUAUAUAUUCUGUUUUGAGCUGAAAAUGCGAAAAAAAAACAACUUAUUUUUUUAUUUUUUGGUUAUACAGAAAAACAAAUAAACAGAAUAUUGACUCGUUUUUUAUGUUUUUGUUUGCUAGAUUGAAAAGAAUGAUUGAAUGGACGGAUCAUACAUGGACCCGCCUAAUUUUUAUUAAACCAUUUGAUUGAUUUGGUGGUGUUUAGAUUGCGAGGACUCGAGAAGUCAUGUUUUAUCAAAUGGUUGACAUUUUAAAAAUACCAAAUAAAAGUAAAUUUCAUUUUUAACUGCAUGUUUAAAACUCAAUUAUCUAUGAUGUACUGUUUGUAAUGUUUCUAAAGCAGGUUUUAGGUCCAUAUAAAUCAUUUAAAGUCAUUUUUACCUGUUUAAAAAAGUGUGUUUAUCACAUGAACGUGAUGAAAUGAACCUUCUGAAUUCGUCUUUUAUAUUUGUUUUUGAUUAAAAUGCUGCCAAACCAUGACAUAGAGGCAGGAAACAGCUUCAAAGUGCUCACUCUUUGAAAAACUGUAGCUCAGAUGUCACCUGCUGCUUGGCUACACCCUAAUGCCUACAGUUCAUAGGUGGUAGCUCAGCUUGGAGAUGAACUUUGAAUUAGUUUGACCCAAAAUACAUACUGUUCUUGACCUGUUAAGUCAACUGUCUGGGAGUCUUUUUAAAGUUAAAUUAGCCAUUUUAACCACAAUGGUGUUGGUUCUCCCAUUCUCUAGUGGUGGGGAGCAGGAAUUGCAGCUACAGUGUGCCUAAAAGGACAAAAAAGCUUGCAUUACGAAGAAGAGUAUUAGUUAAUAUGGGAUCUUAAUAACAUCCUGAUGAAUGCAUUUAUGCUGGCAGCCCUUUUCAAGACAUUAGAAAACCAUCAUAACAUUAGCAGAUAAAGUUAAAGAUUUCAACCCCUCAAUUAAAUGAAAAAUAAAAAACACAUUCAGGUUCCUGCAUUUCCCUGCAUGGUCUCAAAAAGAUAUGACAUGGGCCACUCUUGUCGUAGCCCCCUCAUCCCUCUCUGCCCCAGCCUGUCCUGCUUGCUGUCCCCUCGCUGCCAUCCCAGCAGCCAGCUGUAAUGAACCAACCAUGUACUAAAUGCCCCUAAAUGCGCUGGCGUAUAGCUCUGUAACCUUCUCUCCACAUUCUCAUUCAGCCGGAGAGAGGAGUUAACGAUCGGUUCAAGGUAAUUAAACACGCACACCAUGUACAGUAUAUGUCUGUAGUUUUUCUGUUUAUGGUGGAGAGAUGAAGUACAAGAGAGAAAAGUAGGAAAAAAGACGUUUGAGGAAUGUGUUUGGUCGUGUAGGUAAGCUGGUGUUUGUUGUUACUGUAGGUUCGUAUGUGUGUUAAAGGACAGGAUUACUAAUACAGUGCUGUAGAUGUGACUAACAUGUGAAAUAAAGUGCUGAAAUUUGUGUUAAUGACUUUUGUUUUAUUUGUGUGUCUCUCAGGUGAUCAGGAAGGGUUGGCUGACCAUCAACAACAUCGGCAUCAUGAAGGGAGGAGCCAAAGAGUACUGGUUCGUCCUCACCGCUGAGUCCCUGUCCUGGUACAAAGAUGAUGAGGUAAGAUACUGACCUGGACACUUAACCAAGAGUGUUUGCACAUGCAUUGUUAUGUUUUUGUACACUCCAUUAUUUUGGGGUGAGCUGGCUUGAUGUCUGAGGUCAAAGUUUAAAAGCAUCAGUCAAAUUAACAACUGAUUUUGAUCGAUUUAUUUAUUUACAGUGCUUGGCAGAAAAAAAGGGAAACAAUUUGGAGUAAAUUUCAUCUUAAAACUUGAACGGUUUGCUCUGUGUUGAAUGAUGCUAACAGGUCAUAUCCAAAGUUUGUACAUACGCAACACGAGAGCAAAAUGCACGGUGCAGCAGAACUUCUGUGAGCGUGUUUUUGUUUGACAUUCAUCUGCGUUGUGGUGAAAUUUCCUCUGGAUGUCAGAAAACAGAGAAAAACUGCAGGCACAGUCUGUGUAAAUGACAAACGUAAUCCACUUUCAAAACUUUUAAUAAAGUCCAAAAUUGCAGUCGGAACACUUGUACUGCUCUACAAUUCACAGCAUGUACGCUCAGAAAAACAAAUCAUGGCAUAGUUUAUUUUUAAGUAUUUACAUCUACUUGAUUUUAUUUGAAUUAUUAUAUUUUUUGGAAUUUAUUUAUUCAAAUUUUUUUCUUUGUUUUUCUGUAAACAGUUCAAUUUAAUCUGUUAAAAUGUAUGAAUAUUGUUUAAAUAUGACAAGCUGUGGAUGGACCAAGAUUCAUUUAGUUAAAAUUUAAGAGAGAAACAAAUUGGAGUUAUCAAUGAUGAAUACAUAAAUCUUCAUUAUUUAUUCUGAACACAUUUGGUUUAAAGGUAUCAUUACAUAAAUCUAAUUCUUAAUUGUUUCAUUUACAUUUGACUGACAAAUAUGCAGCACAUCAAGUUUAUUAGCCUGUUUAUGUUAAAUCGAAGUAAUUCAAAUGGAUGCAAAUUUUGUUUGCAAUGAGGCCUAAAUAUUUCUGAGUGUACCAUGUGAUGUAAGUAACUGAAAGAAGGACAUGCAAAAGUUGUUCUUUUCUACUCUCAUAUACUUUAAUUAUUGUGAUAGGACCAAAAUAAAGAGAUUAAAAAUUUAAAAUUAAGUUUACGUGAACUUAAUGUAUCACAUCAUAGCUGAAGUCUGGUGGACUAAAAGAACGAAUAAGAUCAUGACCUCCACUGGUCGCUCUUUGCAGCUGCAGGUGUGUUAACAUCACCUGACAACCGAAGAAAAAGGAGAUAUGAAGAGAUACUUAUACAGCAUUUGUGACACUAUUUUUCAAUCACUUCAAACAGCUAAUUUAUCGCCCCGGGAGGAACGCCUGACCUGACCCUCCAAAAAUCAUUCUUAAGUCUGGACCCUAGAUAUGAACCUCCCCCUCAAUCUACACUUUUUAUACCAGGACCUUCCUACACUUUUACGACACAAUAUGAGAUAUCUUUUCAGAAAUGUGGAUCCUAUUUGAACAGCACUUUGUUUAUAACAAUUUCCACCAAAUUACAGGACCAGGAAAUUGUUCAAUUUAUUCCAGAGUAUGUUUUCCACGCUCUGGUCCAAAAGGCAGAAAUGAGUGUUUGUCCUCGGCACAUUCGAGACCGUUUGACCCAGCGUGUUUUGUUACUGGACCGACUGGUCAAAGCGGUGUCCCAUGAUGCUUUGCAGAACUAUUAGGAGCUAGCCACAGUCUCAGUGUCUCCAGGCCUUAGCCACAGCCGCACUGCUGCUCGCUGACAUAAGUGUAUGCAUAUUUGUGUGUGUGUGUGUGUGCAUGUGUGUGUAGGACCUAGAGGGCCUUUUACAAAGAGUCAAGACCCCCCAGAAUGUCAGACACCGAAGCUGGCACCCACAUGUGCAUACCAGAGCCCCCUGCCCUGUUCCCAAUUACACACACACACGUACACACACAAAUACACACACACACACACACAGCGGCUGCUUCUAAUAAACUUACUUCAUUUCAAAGAAGGGGUACAGAGCGAGAGCAGGCUGGGUUGUGAGGCAGGAGGCAGGAGUGUCUCUUGUUAGCUGGUUAGCAACAGGAGUAACAAGGAACAUUUUAGGAGUGGGGGGAGUGUAGGGGAGAAAUGGGUGAGGGUGGAGGUUUUGCUUUAAUAUCCUCCCUUCCUAUCUUUUUCCUCUUCUCAUUUCCCAUCGCUCCCUCGUACAUCCUCGAAGGUUUAUCCCCCGAAAAUCAGUGGAAACUCUUCUUCUUCUUCUUCUUCUUUUGGUUUUCCUCUCCUCAUCUGUCACUCCCUCCUCUUUCUGUCUCAUUCUUUCCUCCCCCCCCCUCCCCUCCGUCUCUCCCUCACCUCUUGUACUGUAUAUUUAUUUGAACAUGGAACAGCGAGGGUGCAGUGAGACCCAAAACCAACACAGGGUGCCAAGGCUGAAGGGAACUGCAGAGGACUUCACAUUAUGUUUUCUAUCAAAGCUCAACAUUUUUAUUGUCGAGUCGCACACACACACACACACACACACACACACACACACACACACACACACACACACACACACACACACACACACACACACACUAACCCACACCAGAGGUUCUCAUGAGGGCAUAUACACACAUGUGCACCUGGGUAAACACAUGCCAAGAUACACACUGUUGAUGAAAACUUGGAAACGGUUUUGUGUUUCAAUUUAGGGGGAAAAAUACGUCUGCUUGGAGUAAAAAAAAAUGAGUGGAAAAAAAAGUUUUGUGUUCUUUUUGUCCAAUUUUUAACUCUCACACACACACACACACACACACACACUCAUAUGUUUCUUUCCUCACAAAACAGUGCGGCACCGUUUUAUUGACUGCCUCUCGUCAUGGGGAAAACCCUCGCCGCAGCCUGGUUACACACGCAGAAACAUACACACAUGCACACACACCACCCCCAGACACUAAUAAUAACUUUCAACCCAACGAGUGGUGCCAGGAUGUUUUGGUUAGAGUGCAUGUGUGUGUUAAUGUGUACGUGUGUGUAAAUGUGUGUGUGUGUGUGUGUGUGUGUGUGUGUGUGUGUGUGCCUUGAAACCUUCUGGUCUGUAUUACCACAGGACAUGCCAAUUCUUUGAAUCAGGCUGCUCUGUUGCUCAAAACUUCCCAAAGCAGAGAAAGAGAGAGAGGAAGAUAUGAAUCGAGAAAGAAGCUGAUGAAAAGAGGUCCGCCAUAUAUAUAUAUAUAUAUAUAUAUUUUUUUUUUUUUUUAUGUAUAUAAUAGAUAUAUAUAAGAUCAUAAUCAGGCUUUAACACUCAAAGAAAACACAGAAAAGUGAGUUUAAGAAUGACUUUGAUGUCCUUAUAGUGGCAGCAGGGUGUGUUUUCUUUGGAUGCCCCUUUUUGCCCUGUGUGUGUGUGUGUGUGUGUGUGUGUGUGUGUGUGUGUGUGUGUGUGUGUGUGUGUGUGUGUGUGUGUGUGUGUGUGUGUGUGUGUGUGUGUGUGUGUGUGUGUGUGUGUGUGCCCGGGUUUCCCUGCUCCUGCUGUAAAGCUGCCAGAAAUCCAGACUCGCCUGGUGAUCCCAGCUGUAAACAUCCUGGGGGGGAGAAGGCAGGCUGCAGCUCACAGCGCACUCACCAGUCACACGUCUGCCAUACCCUGUGUGUGUGUUUGCAUGUGUGCUCAUUUGGUUGGGCUUUUGUGUGUGCAACUUGGUGCCAUCGGCUCUAAGCGAAAACCUUUUUUUUUUCCUGCUCCUGUUCCUGUCCCUGCCCUCUUUGUCUUUAUUUUUUGUACUCCAGGAACUCGGGGGUUCUCGGUUGAGGCAUUUUCUUUUUUAAUCAAACUCAGGCGAACUUGAGGACAAACUGCUGGAAGAUGGUUCGUCUAGCUAAACUUGUAACCCUCCACAUGACGUCACCUACAAAUUCAAAAACCACAAACAGUUUUCUUUUUUCUUCAGGGACAGUCACACAAAGAGUCAUAAAAAAAACAGUGAAUAUUUUUGUACGGUGGCUUCCCGCCUCUCCGAGCAUUACAUGGUCAUUUGAGGUAAAACCGCUGUAAGUGGAGCAUGGAAGGCAGAGACCUAAUUGUACAGUUCGAGCAGGCGUGCAUGCAGAGCCAUGCUGGGGGUUAACUCUGCGGUUUAGUUAUCUUUUUGGGUAACUAUGUUUUUUUUUUUUCCUUUGUGUGGUUGUUCCUCUGUUUUUUGUUUUUUUUACUGGUUCAGGUUUUUGGUGCGACUUUUGGGGUUUGGGAGGAAAAUAAACAACAUGAUGUGAAUGUCAUGCAACCAUCUGAUUCUUUUUCAUCCUUCAGUCUUGUGCUUGAAUAAAGAAAAAACAGACACAACAUCAAAUAGAUACACAAGCGUGUUUAUUUCGGUGAUUUUAAAACCAUGGUUUACAGUUUUAUAGUCAAUAAAUUUCACUUUUUGGCAAAUGAAAUGACACAAAGUAAAAAGUUUGGACUCAUGUGUCCGUCGCUCAUGAAUCCAAAGUUUGGCCAGCUGUGGUGUGGUCUUUGGGUGCUUUAUUUAGGUUGUGCCUCGGUUUGUCCACAAGGAUGAAGGGUGGUGCUGCGUGUUCCCACAGCGUGGUGUGCCGGAUGCUCCCUCUCUUGCUUUUUUGUACUCUUUCGAGUCAUCCCGUGCUUCCCCGGCCAGCCUAACCAAUGUGCAGACUACUGUACAACCACUACUUCCUGAACAGGUAGUCUGAACACUGGGCAGGCGGGCUGGGCGGCUGGAGGAGAAGCUCUGGAAUUUUUUUUUAGAUUCAUUCAUGAACGCUUUGAUUUAUACUCACUGUGAUUCCACUAUCAGACUCUGGAGCUCCUCUGCUGAGCUGCAAAGUGCUGAUCAGGCUUCUUGUUGGGGCUGGAGGAGAAACAGCGUGUCAGGGAUGGAUGACGAGGCCGGCAGGAGGGGGGAGAAGAGGGGGACGAGGAGGGGGGGGAGAGGUUAGAUGGAUGUGAAAGCAGCUUAUUGGUUGAAUUAACAGCUUUCCCUCCUGCUGUGAAAGACAGGAACCCAGACCCUAACUCUGGAGGAAAAAGACAAGAUAACGUUGAUCAUACUGGACACUUGACAUGUCACGAAGAGAUCUUGAGUAUCAAAAAUCUGCCUGAGAGAAUCUCAAUUUGCAGGGUUUAUUUUCCGUAUUUUUUAGGCUUAUUAUCGGUCCCUUUCCUUUUUUUUUCCAAAUUUUUUUACCGUAUUGCCCUCUAGGAUUGUACUAAUUGAGCACAAAUGUAUAAACACACACAGAGAGAGCAAUAGUAUAUCCAGUUUGGAGCAAUUUUGCACAAUGUAAACUUGGUUUGCCCUCGCUGACCUCAGCUCCAAAAGUAAAUAAAUAAAAACCAGAUGUGGAAAAGUUUCUCACUCUUACCCUCUCAUGUUAAAGAUGUUUGUGGAUGAAAAAUCCUAAAUCCAGAAGCCAGGUUUAUGGAUCUUAAGGCCUCUCGAUUAGAAAGUUGUGAUUGAAUAUUUGCGGUCAGCUGAGAUCAAACCAGUUCGAUUCAACAUCUCCUGAUCCUGAAAUAUCUGAAUCGACUAUAUUUUUGGCAUACGCCCAAACUGUUGCUUUCAAAUCUGCUUUAGGAGUCAGUACCUGUGAUAUGACAAUUCCUCUUCUCCUCCGGACAUCAUGUUGUAACAGUGAAUCAUCUUCACCUCUCUUAAGUCUCUGCCUUGACUCGAUUCAUCUCCCCGGUGAGGUUACCAGGCCCAGAGUGUUUCCGUAAAGUUAUCUCUUCUUCUGCGGCUUCCCCCCAGGAGUCAAAAAAGCGACCAAGAUGGACCGGCUGGAGGCUUGACGUGGCAAACAACUGGCCACCAAGUUUCCCCUUCUAGAGACAGAAGAAGAAAAAGAAAGGAGAGAGAGAGGAGAUAUGGAGAGAGGAGGAGGAGGAGGAGCUCUCCGGCCCCCCAUUUUUCCUCUCCUCUCUUCUUCCUCCCUCUUCCCCUCCUCUCUGUCUGGCUUUUUUCCCCUUCCCUCCCCUCCCCUCCCUCCUUUUUUCUGUCAUCUUUUUUUCUCUCUCUGGAUUUUUAGGAGAAAGUGGAAGGUCAAAGGUGAACAGGAAGUUUGGAAAGGGAGUGAAGGAUUGGCUGUAGAGGGAGGGAACUACUUUUAGUGGAAGCGUAUGUUGGUUAGAUUUGAGGACGUCUACGUUUGCGUGCUCACGUGGAGGCUCGUACGUGUUUGGAUGGCCCUUUUUUGCGUCCAGUGACUUAAGAGAGUAUGUGCGGUUUUUCGGGUGAUGGAUGUGUGUGUGUAGGAGUGGGUCUGGAGGAGAGUGGAGGCUCCUCAGUCUUUGUAGCGAGGGCAGGAAUGUCGGCGUUUUCUUGGCAAGCAGGAGGAAACCUUGUAAUAACUCCAGAUGUGCAGCCCUGUGGUCUCCAUCGCUCUCCUGCUCCCUCUGUUUUUACUUCUAAAGCUGAUUUCCUCUCCCUGUCCGAUGUGAAUAAAGAGCCCUUUAUGCUGCCUUCACACACACAUACACACACACAGAUUGGGGAGGGGGGGGCUACUGGUGAAGGGUGACAUACUACUGGUAAAUCAGAACCAGAGCGAAAGACAUAGCGUGUGUGUGUACGCAGAAAAAAUGAAAAGUGCAGUUCAAAGUUGAGACAUAAGUAGUAAAAGUUGCCUCCUUCACCUUCUUCAUUUCACACACGCACACACACACAUUUAGGUGCCUUUCUUACCGCUGGCAGACAGCAGUAAUCACCCCUAGUGUUUCCAGGUGUAUGGAUAUAUGUGUGUGUGUCUUUGUGAGUGUGUGUGUGUGCAGUCGUGUGUUUGUUUUAGCUAUGGUUUCUGAGCUCCAAAUCAAAGCAGGCACAAUCCCAGGAGAGACGAGUCAGCAGUACCGCCGCAGAUGGAGGGAUGUGGAGGGAAAGUAGGAGAGAGGAAAGUGAGGAUGAAAGAAGGAAGCGACUAAAAAAAAAAAAUAAAAAAAGGGAGGGAGGGAGAAAAGGGGGACUGAAAUGAUUCCCAGUGAGCAGGACAGAAAGAAAAGAAAUGAAAAAUGUAGCUGAGAAAGAAGCCAGAAAAGAGGAUGAAGGAAAUCAAUCCUCAUUAUUGUUGCAGUGAAGUUCGGGGUUCAGGGAUUGGAAGGAGUGAAUUCUAAUGGGUGGGUGGGGAGGGAGGGAGGGCGCUGCGGUCGCACCAACAUUGUUUCCACUGUUUGGAUGACCAGGCAGGCAAACUCUUAGUCAGAAAAGACAGGGAAACUAAGGAAGUAUGCACACAUAUUUCCAAACACUUUCAGUAUUUUUGCAAAAAUCCCAGAGUUUCUGUUUCUUUAGUCGUUGAAUUUCAAACUCAGACAGAUUUCAUAACUAUACCUCUAUGUUUUUCUUUUGUAAUACUUGUGAACCCAAGGUGUGGAUUAAUACAAAAAUGUGUGUAAAAUCAAAGCCAAACCCACAAAUUCAACCACCAAGCCGUGAACCACUUCAUGUCAUGCAAGUGUCAUCAGUCGGCUUACAGUAGCCGUGAGAUAGCAUGUCAGUCCUUCAUUACAAUGUUUGGAUAACACAAGUGUCAACCACAUAAUGACCUGGUGUUAUUUACUCCAUUCCUUAUGAUAUAAAGUCAUUAUUUGUUGCCAAGGAAAACCGAGAAACUGUCCAACAUAUUGCAUAGUGCUGUGAUCAGCGGGCAUUAUUAUUCUUAAUUAAAGCUCAUGUCAGGAACUUUAAGUUUAAGUUUGUUAUGGCGCCCCCUAUGGAGAAAGGCAUACCUAACUUUUUCUGCUGAUUUUACCCGUCUGUCAGAGUUUAACACCUCACUCACUCAGUACGUUGACAUGACACUUGAGAAACUGAAUUAUUGCCUUACUCAGAUUAAGACCAGACAAAAACACCAGAGAAGACGAGUAGCGUGCAUCUUAUCUGCAGUAAAAGUAGCGUGUACAUCAUGUACAACAAAAACAACAAUGUACGAUGCUCCAUCUUCUUGCUCGUAAAUGCCCAGCAGCAGUUGUAGCCACUUCUGAUGUCCGGCACGCAAUACUUUAUUUUUGUAGGAUGGUAGGAUAAAGUCCCGCCUCCUUCGCCUCUGAUUGGCUAGAAAAGCUGGAAACGUCAUCACACGCUCAAACCAAACGCGGGUUGUCGGCUCUGUACAUCAAACAGAACAUUACAGAACAUUAUCGCACUUCUAAAUCUCCUAACCCCAACCCUCAUCCUAAUCCCAGCCCUAACCCUUUCCCUAGCCCUAACCGGACAGAUGAUGACGUUUCACAGUCAUUAGGAAUAACCAAUCGGAGCCCAGCACUUAUAGCCUAUCAGAGGCGAAGGAAGGCGGGACCUACCAUCCUACAAAAAAUAUUUUGCGUCCGGAACAGACCCACUGUUGUUGUUGACAGUUGUAUGGGGUCAGAAACAGCCCCGCUGAAAAGACCUAUAUCGCCCCCUAGUUUUGGGGAGGAGGACACGUUCACACCAAUAAUUUAAUUUUCUCAGCUGCACGUAUACGCGUACAAGGGGAAAAGUCCGACUCUUAAUUGCCUCCUAUGACACCUACCCAUGUCGGCCUUUUCAGUCAUAUAAACAACAACAGUUAAUCAGUCUAAAAUAGUCUUGUUUGUUUUUGUUGGUCAUGUAAAGCCAUAAGUUUAUAUUUCAGUCAAUUUAAUAACCACAUUUAAACUUCUUACAGGAGCUUUAACUAAACGUGACUACUGUAAAAGUUGGAUGAUUGUAAAGAAUCAAAAUAAAAAGAAAGGCUGUUAAACUCAUUGAACUGUGGCUCAUCUAAACAAUUUAAAUACAAUUUGUCGAGCCAGUGGUGAAACUUUUACGUUUUAUAUGUAGGAAACUGGUUACAAGAUAAAUUUGCAGUGUCACGAGUGGACCAGGUUCUGCCAAAGACUUUUAAAAACACAUUCUGGCUUUAGUCUGAUAUUUAAAUUUAUGUGAACACAUUGAAAACACACCGUUAUAAAUAAAAAGACCUGGCCUAGUUAUCUCCCCUGCUAUUUGGAUGAUUUUAAGGAAAAUAUGACAGAGGGGUAGAGAGCAGUGAUAACAAGUCCUCUAAUAUAAUAAAGCUGUCUCUACACUGACCCUAACAGGCAAUAUUUCUGUAAGAUAAACCUCUACAUGGACUAUUUGUGGGUAUGUAAUGCCCAGGUUUACUUGAACUGACUGGUUAGCAUCGAUUAGAACAGGUUCUUGAGUUUCUUUUGUCAGAGAGCUGAAGUUACAAACAAAUUGGCCACUUGAAAGAUCAGAAUUAAAGAUUGAAGUUGAAAAUGUAAGCAGAAGAGAGUAAACUUGACGAGAUGCGAAAACAUUUAGAAAAAAAUUAUAAAUAAGGAAAAAUAAAUGGCAAAGCAGAGGGCCUUGUUAAAUAAAAUAUUUGUAAUAUUUCUGUGUAAGGAAGAAUAAAAAUGGGAAAUUAAGGACUGUAAAAGAAACAAGAGUCGACUGUGGGCCAUGUCGUGUCAGAGGGAGCAGAGGACGUACACAGGCUGGUCUGUGGAUUAUUAAACAUUUACCCUGCCUGACUGAUGAGAUAAACCAAGAAUGUACUGGAUGUUGUUCUUCCUAUAAAUUAUAUUUCCCUCUUUGUUGUUGUUCAGAACAUGAUGUCUAUUAAAAAGAAAAGAACAAAGCCUAGGAAAGGACCUAAAAUGAUACAGACCAGAUAAGAGGAAAAACACACUUGUGCGCAUAAGAUCUCUCGGCAUGUCGUAAACUAACUGCACAUGAUUGCCUGUUUGAGUUUUAAUUUGGAUGUGUGUGUGAGACUCCUCAGACUCUCUGUGUCCUUUGAAAGAGAACUGACAGACAUGAAAAGACAACAGAAAAAAUAUAAGGCUUUUUUUUUCCUCGUAAAAGCUAGAUUCAACAUCUCCUGAUCCUGAAACAUCUUAAUCUAAGCUACUUUAUGAAUGACUCUCACAUGAGUCAAUGAUUGAGAAACAGUUGAAUAUUUGACCUUUAACAUUUAUGGGAGAUUUUUCUGCCCAUAAAAUUUUUUAAGAGUAGAUUUACUGUAAAUGUGUGUUAAAAAAAAAAAAAGAAAAACUCCAUCUCCACCCUUGGACUUGCCCACCAUUGGCACAGUCAUGCCAUAAAAAUACACUCAGUCCAAACACACCCUCUUUGUAGUACACAGAAGUUAUAUUUAGGAGUGAAAAUAUUGAAUUAUGUCAGUCACUUUCCUAUAAAAAAGUACUUCAACAUUUAAUUUAGGUCUUACCGUAGAUUACUUGUGCAGUUUUGAUGAUGAAAUGACUGUAAUAUGUUUGAAUAUCGAGGACUUGUGUUAGGAUUACGCCAUCCUCCUACAACUGUUUGAGUGUUAGUACAACAAUAAUAGCUGUACAUUAAACCCCUGACUGACUAUGAUCUCAACCGUCACACAUAAAAGUCAUUUUACAGAGAAGUGAAAGUAAGUACUAACUCUGGCUUGAUUUAAGUGCUAUAUUUAAAACAUUACCUAACUUAAAACAUACAGGUUUUAACACACAGGUAGGUGAUGAGAAUCUAGAGGCAAAGCGCACAUAUCGAGACCGUUCUUACUCUGUGUUUGCCGGCUCGUACCUGCCAGUUUAGGAUACCCAGGUGGUGCUGUGCCUGAGGUUGUGGCUCAUUAGCAGCUGAGUCAUGCUUAGUCUGGUCGGCUGCUGGUCUUUUGUUAGAAUUUUUUUCCAUUUUUGGAGAAGGUAGGCUGCUCGUUUUCAGCACAACCUUCUGAUAUAUCGGUGUUUUUAAUUGAAAGAUGACCACAGUUUAAACUCUUUAUGAUAUACGGUUUUAUUUUGACUGAAGCAAUGCUUGUUGUUUACACCAACAAGUAAUGUUGGUGUAAACAGCUUCACAGCUUCACAUUACAGUUUCAUGUACAAUUAAACAUAAUAUAGACAAAAGUUCAGCUGUAUGUUCUCAUACAUAGUUUUGAUAGUUACAGACAUCUUUUAAAUGUUGACAAGGAUGUACAUAAUUUAUAUUCUUCAUCAAGUCCAUUCCCUGACUUUACACCAAUAACAGAAACACAUCUGGAUUUAACAUUUGUUCUUACCUUACUAUAUAUCAAAAUGAUCCAAACCUUUUAAAUCAUAAUUCCUAACUCUUAGUUUAAAGAAGUUCUUAAUACUUUUUGAAAUUACAUUGUUUUUAACUUUGUAAAGAAUCUCUAAUAUUUUAAUAUCAACAAUAUCUCUCAGCUUUAAUAAGAAUAAACAAAUUAUCAGUUGGUUCACAAUAUCCUACCUUAUUCACUAUUCUUAUAGCCAUUUUUUGUCAUUUAAAUAAAGAGUCAAUUCACUUUAAAAGUAUGAAAAUUGUAUUAACUUACAAAGCAACAUGUAAUCCUCAAUCCUUUAAAAGUCAUUGUCACUACAAAUGUUGUCAAAUUUAAGUACGUAUAGUUUUGAUAAUUGAGAUUUAAAAGUUUAGAUUUGUUCCUAUAAAGUUCCCUGCUCUUGUUCCACCAGUUUGACCACAGCUAUAUCUCUCCGUCAGACAACAGUUGUAAGACCUGUGGGGAUUUUCACGUGUUUAUGUUGUCAGCAGCCCCCUCCUCCCGUCUUCUUUUCCUCUGUGGUGGUCAGCAGUGAUUGAUCACAUGUCCCAGCUCGCCCCCUGGGUUGUUACACUGACCCUCUGCAGAAGUAAAACACCGAGCAGAUAAUUAACUGCUCAGCAAUUAGCCGCUAAACAGGAAGGUAUCACUGACCUGCCAGGAUACUUGACAGGACUGCAGGCUGAAUGUGUCAUUGUCAUGUGGACACCGCGUUUCCUUUUUGUGUGUUUAUUUGUGUUGUUCCCACAGGAAGUGCUAAACAGAGCGCACUAACUGUUGCUGUUUCAGAGUCGGAUGAGACUGUCAGUGUCAGGCGAGUUUAACCUCCUAAAGAAAAACAUUUCAUCUGUUAAAGUCCAAAUUUUAUGGUGAGAAUUUAUGAUUUUGUUUGUGUGAAAGUCAUUAUUUGAUGAGCAGGUAAAACUUUUUGGAGCUACUUGAGUGAUUAGUACCUCCAUUAAUUAACAAAAUACCGAGAGUGCCGGCUCUGGCCUGAGGUCAUUUGUUAUGGACACAACUGCUCAACCUUGUAGCUUAAUGGGUCACCAACAGCUGUGCGUUUUUACACUUUGCACCAGAAGGAACUUUCUGUCCUAAAUUAUAAUCCUCUCAGUUAAACUUUUGCUGAUCCUGAUUUUUAUUGUGCCAACAUGUGGUUUUACUUUAAAAACCUCCAAAUGACAUUAAGUGAAGUUAAGUUUCUCAGAUGCUGCUUUUCAAAGAACCCUGUUACUCACAGGCCAAACAGAUUUUUUUUGCAUGCGUUAGUGGGAUUUUAAAUUAAAUGUAGACUCAGCAAUAUCUGCCACUUGUUAAGAAGCACGAUAAAAGCUCUGUUGAACUUCAUUGAAGUGUUUAGACGCUAAACAAGCUUUCCACAUUUCCUCUAAACCCAGCUAAUGCCAUCCUUUUUAAUGUCUUUCCCUCUCCUCACCGUGUAAGAAUCACAGAAAUGUUCUGUGUUUCAUUUUUUUCUUUAAAGACGGCGCUCAAUAGGCCAAUGGUAGAAGAAUGAAGGGAAAGAAAAACGAAGGGAGGUGAGGAGGAGGGUUGUGAAAAUUGCCAUUGGCUGCCACCCAGGGCCCAGUCUUUGUGGUAAUGAAGGGUUAGAGGCAACGUUAUUGCUCCCAGAUGCCGUGCGGCUUCUCCGCAGCCCUUUGAUGCAUGGCCCAAGUCACCAGGACUUUUCUAUCAGGCUCCCUUCAACGUAUAUGCGCACACAUACGCACACAGUCGCAGAUAUAGAGUCUCUUAAAACAACAUGGAUGCCAUAAAAACUAUCUUCCUGGUUUAGCCAAUCAAACUGCUCCGAUUCGUUACAAAGUGCUAAUUUGAUACGGUUUGUGUAGUGCCCCUAACAGUCCGUGUGUUUUUUGGUGUUUACACAUGCUGUAGCUUUUUAGUGAUUGGUGUGCGUGUCAAAGCCACUUCUGAUCCAGGUUUCGACAGAGUGUGCGAGUCUGUGAGGCUUUUUAUUGGACGGUAUGUAGAGCGGUGAAGUGCCUUUAUGAAUCCAGAAGUGAACUUCCUCUGGCUUUUCAUAAUGAGGCGGCUAUUACUCACAAGCAAAACAAAACCAUGGAAAGUACUUUGCUCCAAACGCCACAGGUUGAAUACACACCAAGAGCACUAGGUGUGUAUGUGUGUGAGAAAGAUGUUGGCUAAAAAAGAACCUCAUUCUAAGUAAUGUUAUGCAUGGAUAGAAUUAAUUGAGAAAAGACAGAGCAGGUAACCUUAAAAGGUAUUAGUAACGCUAUCCCAGUUAAAAAGGCCAGAUAACGGACAUCACGGGUAGCUGUCAGACGUUUCUUCUGAUCGACUUGGAUUUUGUUGUUUUUUGAAACUCCUUCUGAGGAUUUUUUUUGUCCUCUCAUCAAAGAGACUGAAAUUAAUAUUGAUGCCCCCAACAGACCAUCAACAAAGACUGGCCAUCUUUAUAUAGUCAUUCAUAUGCAGCGUUCCAGUUACCUCGGACGUCGGACGUCAGAGCUGGGAAUGACGCUACACCCAAGUUGAUGGUGUUACAGUUAACAACUUGGAAAACCAAGAUGGACGCCUACAGUUACCCGUUGUUAGCUGUUGUUUUCAAUUGUCAGCUGUCGUUAGCCGUUGGAAGCGGUUGUUAGUUGUUGUUAGCUAUACUAGUUGUAAACAACACACAAAACAGUAUUUCACUCUUACAAACACCAUAGCACCGUGUUCACAGUUAGACGUUGGGCAGUAAAACAUCAACCACUUAUUUAAUUUCACAGAAACAAAACAAAAGUACUAAUGAAUAAUACAUUACAAGAGCUUUCACUGUUACUCUUUACUGUUGAUGCAGUGCGCUGCCAUCUUGAAUUAUGACGUUGUCGUCAAGUUGGGGUUGGCGAGGAUCGUCUGACUUACCGAGUCAGAAAUCCGACUUCAAGGGGGUGUUUUUGAUGAAUUUUGGACUCUGAGCUCAGAAAUACCGACUUCCAAGUACAACUGGAACGCAGCAUUAAUUAACAGUCGGCAGGAGUAGAAUUAGGUUUAAACUAAUUUGUUGCAAUCAGUAACUUUAAGACGCACUUGCCCGCUCUGCCGCUGCUGUUGCCUGGAUUGCAGGACAGGAUCUGGCUCCACUUUGAAUAUUAGAGAUGGUUUGGGUCCAGCAGCCCUCUGGCUGCUUUCAUACCAUGAAUUUUAGACUAUUUUGGAGCAGACCAAAGCCGUUACCACAAGGACUGUUGAAAACCUCCUCUAUAAAGAGAUUAAAUUAUUGACUUUGCCCCACAGGGAUCAAUAAAGUUCUUUCUUUUCUACCGUUUUAAGUAUCUCCUGUAAUCUAAAGGAGUUCGGGUCAAGAGUUAGGGUUAGAUUUAAGUCACAGAAAAAAAGUGAUUUAACUAUCAUGGACCCACACUUGAUUGGUGGAGUGUUCACAAAGAACUGACUUCAUUAAAAGUAAAACGCUGCAGAUUAGGAUCAAAUAUAGUGUGUGCUGCGUACACAUGUAACUCAUAUAGCUUAUGCAUGACAUGUGUGCAUCAGAGUGUUUGUUUUCUCUUGAGUCUGUGUGUGUGUGUGUGUGUGUUUAAUGUCUGAGAUUUGUACGUUGGCCCGCUGUAGCUGCCUGGCUUUUAUGGGAGCAUAUGUGAAAGCACUCAAUUCCCAGAGACUUCUCUCAACACUACUACACACAAGUAUAACACGCACACAAACACGCAAGAUUGGCUGAUUGACAGACAGGAAACAUGCUGAUGGGCUGACAGAUGCGGGCAACCUGUAUGUGAUAAAACCUGCGUGAAAAUGUGUUGUUUUCUUUUGCGACAAAUUGUGAAAAAAAUCACAUUUCCUCAUUUUCAGACACAUUUUGAAAUCACAACUAGCUUAGAUGUUGAUCGUACUGAUCAGUUUUUGUUACUUUUGUUGAAUUUCGCCGUUUCGUUCCAGGUUUACUUCACUGUCCCUGUACUUUCCCCACAUCAUGCACACACUCACCCCCCCAAUCCUCCCCUCCUUUCCAACUCUCCUGACUGGAUUUACUGGCCAGAGGAGAGGAAAAUGUAUGAAUCAGUCCAAGGUUGCUCACUCCCAGGGAGAGGGAAAGCCAGAGAGCGAGGGAACAAGGGGAAAGAAGAAAAAAAAAAAGAUGAAGAAAAGAAGGAGAAAGUUAAAGAUAGAGAAGAGGCGAAUAAACUUAGAGACGCAGGACGGAGACUUCUCUGCCCUUACCACCACUUUAAAUGAUGAUGUCAGCGUUUAGCAGACUGGAGCGACUGCAUGUUUAGUUUUUAAGUUUUUAUAAAGUGGACACCUGGGUGUGCUGUUGCUGCCAAAUGUGUGUGUGUUUACGUGCAAGUGUGUGUAAAAAAAGAGGGAGAGUUUUACAUGCAUUUAGGGGAUACGACCAUUUGGCUGCACAGGUCGUAAAUCCUUUGAUGAAGGAGUUUGGUCUCACACACACACACACAACCCCCUGUCUCGCUGCGUUUCUCUGUUACACACACACAAAAACUCUGUUCCUUUCAUACACACAGAGACACACAGUCGUAUACACACUGUGUCAUACACUCAUACACACUGGGUUGGGCAGGGCAGGCCCGUGGUUAGCCAUCCAGAUGGUUUUAAGGUUAGUUAGAGACUAUGCUCAAAGGUGCUGUUUGCAACCAGAGUAGUGUGUUUACGUGUGUGUGUGUGUGUGUGUGUGUGUGUGUGUGUGCGUAAACUCGCUCACCCUGUACUAUUUUUGGCUCCUCUUUAUUUUUAAAUAGCAGUUUUAUUGUCUUUGUAAAACAUUCACACACAUCCAAAUGCAUCCUGGGUAAAGAAACUUCACUUUGAAACAAUAGGCUUUGAGGAGUUAAACCGCAACAUAUGCGUGUGCGUGUUUAUAAGGGUGAGUGUUUUUGUGUGUAUGUGUCAAGAGAGCGAGAGAUGCUGCGAAAGAGAGGGAGAGCACACGCUGGCAUGAGUGCCUGAGCUGACUAACUUUGAGGUGCUCUGAUUCAUAAAUAGUUGGAUGUCUGGAUGUCAUAUGUUGGAUGUCGUUUACAAGUACAAGAGGGUUUUUACACAAGAACGCAUCAUUCUCUCUCUCUGUCUCUGUCUGUCUCUCUCUUUACCUCUCCUAUUCCCCUCUCUCUCUUUCUCUCUCUCUCUUUAGUGUGUGUUUCUCAUUUGUUGCUCGCCCCCCCUUUUUUGUAGUCUGCACAACUGUAAUCAAAACCACAGACUUCAGAUUGGGUACAACUUUCCCAUUCCUCCUCUCCUCUCAUUUUGUCUGCUAUUAAUAUUUCUUUUGAGCGCUUACUGAAACUUCACAUCCUCAAUCUUUUCUAUAUCUUUUCAUGUAGGCACUCUGAUCGUUUCCCAUACUACCACUAAUGCUGCAGAGCAUUUAAACAUCAAAAACAUAAACUACAAAUAAACCGGAUCAGCUCUAAAUGAUAUACUGUACAUUGUGCCAGUACAAAUACUGUGAGGCUAUUUCACAGUUAUUCCUUUUCCACUGAGAGAAAGUCAGUCUCUCUUUUUUCCUUUUCUCCCUUUCAAGCAUAUAACCGCUGUGUCUCUCUGUCGCCCUCUGCAGGAGAAAGAGAAGAAGUACAUGCUGCAGGUGGACAAUCUGAAGCUGCGAGACGUGGAGAAAGGCUUCAUGUCCAGCAAGCACAUCUUUGCCCUCUUCAACACUGAACAAAGGUUAAAAAAAGGAAGAAAAUAUUGAUUGAAAUUGGACUGCAGUUGCUUUCUUUCUGCAUGAAAAUACAUUUAGACAGACACAACUACAGAUUUAUUAUAAUUAUUAGAAUAUGGUUGUUUUCAACCACUGGUGUAAAGAAAAAAUAGCUGAAAACUUUUUGGUAAAACUAUAACACAUUAAACUUCAUUAACUUUUUCUCUUUUCACAGGAAUGUGUACAAAGACUACCGUCAGCUUGAGCUGGCCUGUGAGAGUCAGGAAGAUGUGGAUGCCUGGAAGGCCUCCUUCCUCAGAGCCGGAGUUUACCCUGAACGUGUCGUGGUACGAUUGUGUACAGAUCUUUUUCUGCAUAUUGUUUUAAGUCAAGCGUGAGAAAAUAAAAUUAUAGCAGGUAAAUAUUCUCUAUUGAUGGUUAAGUUGAUUAAAAAAAAUAUUUAAAAAUCUUGGCUUUUCUACAAAAAGUUGACUCUGAUAUCUCAUAUAUGAGUUUUCUGUAUUGUUUUAAGUGUAUUUGGAGUUUGUUUGAAUGUUGUUAAGUCUCUUAUGUGAUGCUGUAUCUGUCUGAUUUCAAUGUUUCAAUCUUCAUCACUGUCUCACCUUAAAGGAUAAGGAAGGAAAGGUAUGUCUUCAUCCUACUUGUGCUUUUAAUUCAUCUGUCGGUUUUUACUUGUGAAGAUUUAUGUGUUUCAAAUUGUGGCGCUUAAAUCUUGUUUGAAAAUAUUGAGUCUAUUGUCUUUCUAAACUCUCUGCGCUUUGCUCGCCACAGAGUGAAGGCGCUGAUGAGAACGGCUCCGACAACUUAAUGCACAGCAUGGACCCUCAGCUGGAGCGACAAGUCGAGACCAUCCGCAACCUGGUUGACUCCUACAUGGCCAUUGUCAACAAGACCGUCCGUGACCUGAUGCCGAAGACCAUCAUGCACCUAAUGAUUAAUAAUGUGAGUCGUUUGACAGAUUUAUGCGUUUUUUCUGUGACGUCUCAGGAUAGGAAGUGACAAUACGAUCAAGAAAACCGACAGAAAUCGAAUAAAUCAGAACAGAGGUAUCAUCUCGGGAUUACUGAGCAAAUACUAAAAUCUGAACGGGGAAAAACACAUCGGGUUAUAUCUUCACUAAAGCGAAAUAUUUGAUCAUUUUAUAAACACAUUCAAGCACUUCCUAUUUACAUGAACUCCUAACUUACAACAGCUUUGAGUGUGCCUCUAGGUUAGAAAUUUACUACCUGGCAAAGAUAACGUAAGCUAACAUAAUUCAAGCUACUCUCAUGCAUACACAGUUUUAUUUAACCUUUAUUUAACCAGGUAAGAACCCGUUGAGAUCAAGAUCUCAUUUACAAGGGUGACCUGGCCAAGAGGUCGGCAGCACACAUCACAAUAAUAAAUAAUAAUACAGAAGACGAAAAUGACCUCUAGAAACAUAAUUAAAAACACAGGCACUGUUCCAUGUUCUCCCAAAGUCUGUCAUGUAAGAUUGAACAAAAUGCUCCCAGCGAAAUUAAUUCAGACAAUUUCAGGUCAGUCUGUAGGAUAUUUCAUAUGGAAGUGGCAGCAAAACUGAACGCUUUUUCUGCAGUUAGCUGGCAAGUUUUUAGCAUUUUCAGCUUGGAGUCCUUGUUCUGAGUUUUUGAUGGCUGUACAUCGGUCAGUUUGACUCUUACAAAAAAAAGGAAGCUUCUCCUCAUUUUUGCCAAAAGUUGCAAAUUCUUGGUGGAUUAAUAUUGGACCACUCUAAACAUCGAAGUAACCAAUAGUGCUCUAAUGUUCAGCUCACUAAUAACUCUUGUUAAAAUUUUGGCAUUCAGAUUAAAAAAAAAAAAGAGAUUGAUUGAUUAAAACUAAAAAUAAAUGUCAUCUCCUGGCUCGUCAUACUGAUGUAAAAAAGUAAACUCAUUUAAAAGCACUUAUUAACACCUUAACCAUAUUCUACAACUAAUAAGCUGUAACAAUUUGUUUUUCUUCAAUAACCUCCUAAAUAACGCUCAAUAAAAGCAAGUAAGAAGGUUGUUGGAAGUUGAUAACUAUCUUCAAGGUUCCCAAGUUAGUAUCUGAUAAAUCAUCAUCACCGCAAUGAUUUAUAAGCAACUUAAAGGAUAAAUAACAUCUGGCCACAAUCUGGUAUCACUUUGUACUGGGGAACACAUGUGAACUAUUAAUUAGUAUGUAUAUUAAUAGGAUGUUAGGCUUUGAUCACUCAUUAUAGAGCACUCAACACCAUGUUCUGCAUAUAAAUUUUACACUGUAAAGAAGGGAGAGUGACUACUUUGUGAUUUAACUGCUUUUUAGCAUUUUAACAGAGCAGCAAAACAUUAAGGCAGCAUUUGAUAACAGCCUCCCUCCCACCCUGAAUGUGGUAUCAGAACAAAAUAAUAAUAAUAACCGUGUGAGACACAGCAUUAAUCAAAUUACUUCCCCUCCCUUGUUGUCUAGACUAAAGAGUUCAUAAACGCUGACCUGUUGGCCCAGCUGUACUCGUGUGGCGACCAGAACACUCUGAUGGAGGAGUCCCAGGAGCAGGCCCAGCACCGGGAUGAGAUGCUGAGGAUGUACUUUGCUCUGAAGGAGGCCCUCAGCAUCAUUGGCGACAUCAGCACAUCCACCGUGAGCACGUCCAUGCCGCCUCCAGUGGACGACUCCUGGCUGCAAGUGCAGCGUGGCGGUUCAGGAGGAAGGUAAUGUACGAGGAGGAUCGGCAGGGGAAGGCAUUAGCCUGGAUCACAAGUUUUACUGCAGUACUGUUGAUACUUGAUAACAAUGGGAUUUCAUAAACAUUGUAAAGACUUGACAAAUCCCAAGCCUUGUUUUUGAUUUGUAUUUCAAAGUCAUUUGCUCUUAAAGUUUUGCCCUUUUAUAGGUGAUGGAUAGAAUAGACAGAGAACAUAUAUCUUUUUAUUUCUACUUUUAUUUAUUUGGUUUUUAUUCCACUACCACUCUACCUCCAGAGAGUGCAAUAUUACUCACCAUGCUGCUAUUUUACCCUUAGUUUUUAUUGUUUUUAUUUCUUUAUAUAUAUUAAAUUAAACACCAUCAUGCUAUGAUAUGGAAGCCAAGCAACAACAUUUCUUUGCAGAGAGAAAUCACUGCUGUGUUUUAUUCUGUGCAAUGACAAAUAAAGAAAUUCUAAGUCUAAGACAGGGUUGAUGGGUAGGUUGAGCCUCCUGGUUGUCUGAGAAUUCAUUAUUUGCCAUGUAGGAGAAAGAAUUGCUGUAAAAUAGGUGUGUUUGAUUUGAUUAUGAGGAGAAACGGUGUUCAGGCCAUCAAGUUGAGGGGAAAAAUCUCAGAAAUCAUCUAAUCAUCUACACCAGACCUGGGCAUUUUACAGCCCGAGGGCCACAUUGGCCCUUCGUGAGAUCCGUCAAUCAAAUCAUCAAUACGCUAUACAAGUGUGUUGCUUUUAUUUUGAAAACCUAGCCGUUGUUUUAUUUCCGUUUGGAAGCACGUAUGUACAUCCUAGAUCUGCAUUUGUGAACAGAGACAAGUUUAAACAUCGGCAAAAUAUUCGUAGAUGCCUUAUAGUUGCCAAGUCCACUUAUUAUAAAAGACUUGAAGCUUGUUUCGCUCAGAAGUUGCUUGUAAAACUCGUGAGUCGCAGGUGUGCAUUUUUUGGCUUGUUUUUAACUAGUAGUUGCUUAUUUGGGUUUGCUUCUCUGGAUGUGGGAACCGCCCUGAUUUGAAGUUGAAGUUAUUGUUGGUUCGGCCCUCCAACACACCUCAGGUUUCUCAUGUGGCCCCAUGUGAAAAUGAAUUGCCCACCCCUGAUCAACACUAGAUUAUUCCACUCAGCUUCUCCUUCUCCUUCUCCUUUAGGUCCCCGGCCACCAGUCCUACUCCAAACCGCCGGGCUCCACCGGGACCACCAGGUCGCCCAGUCUCUCGUGGACCCCCACCUGGGCCUCCUCCUGCUGGGGGACCCCCUGUACCCUCCCGUCCAGGGGCUUCUCCUGACCCUUACGGCGGGCCGCCACCCACUGUUCCCUCUCGGCCUAACCGUGCACCUCCAAGUGUCCCCAGGUGAGUUGCAACAUGGGUCAAAUAUCAACCGAACCUACAAGGACUUAAAAAUCCAAACCACAGCUUAUUAUCUUAAAUAUUAGACCACAUAUCCAAGCUGAAGUCUGGGUAUUUCUGUUACUAAGGGGGAUGUGAAGAAACACCCGGAUGAGGGGAUACAGGAGGUAAAUGUCAGUGAGAGAAAACUGGUUGUGAUAGAUUCUAGAUUGAUAGAAGAAUAGAUUGAUAGUGACUCCCAAAAUAGACGGAUAGACUGUAAUGUAACUCAUAAAUCUUGGACUAAAUUUCCUCACUUUGGUUUGGGGAAAAAACCUGCUCCUACCUUUUUGCCACCACUUUUAACCAUCCAACAUGCUGUCGAACAUCACCGACGGUAGCUACGACUCCAUUUAUCGCUUAUUGCACUCACUCCACCGCUGUCCUCUUGUGACUUAGAUAUUUGUGACACUGUAUUGAGCACAAGCGCACAAAAAAAGUGGCUUCUCUGUCCUCCAUUUAUAUCUGCCUUCACUCCUUUUAAGUGUGCUUCGUACUUGCCUGUAUCUGUGUGCUAGCGAACUUUUCCCGGGUCCACCGUCAGAGUAGCAGCUCGGCUCUUCUAACAGGAGAGACUCUAACGCUGCUGAGUACAGCCCUCACUGUUCAUUCUCAGAUCCUAAAAUCCUCUUAAUGUAUUUUUUUUUUAAUGUAUCACAAAUGAAUCAGUGAGAGCUGAGCACAUGUGGCAUUGGUCUUUUCCUGCUCUGUAACUGUUGCACAUCUUUUCUCUCCUCCUCCUCUUCAUCUCUCUUUUCCUCAUCACACCUCUGUCCCACACAUAACCACGGUUUCUUCUACAGAAUCACAAUCACUAACCAAUGAGGACUAACUUUUUCCGGUAUGUCAGGGUACUGUCCGUCUUCAUCAUCAUCAUCUUCAGCAUCAGCUGCAUGCUGUUUUUCUUUUUCUUAAUUUUCUUUCCUCCUUUCAGAUUGCUGCAUGAGCAAACACACACCCUACUCAGGGGUCGUGUGUGUUUGCAUCAGUGUUAAGUCUUUUGGGGUUAAUGCUAAUUUUCAGUGAAAUAGUAUAAGUAAGUGAAAUGAACAAGGGUUUUUUCUUAUGUUACAGUAGCAAAGGUUCAAUCUAAACAACCAAAAUCUUGGUAUUGUUGUUGUUAUGUGAGUGUUGUAAGUAAUGUAUGAGGGCCAUGACAGCUAACCUGGAACAGAUGUUGUCUUUUUAAAGGUUCAGUGUGUAGAAAAGGGAAUAUUUUGUGAUAUCUUGAAAUCGCCCGUUGAUCAUCCAGUGGCGAUGGUGGCCGUCAAAGAAAGGAAGCUGUUUUGAUGCAUGAUUAGUAUGUUCCUACAUUUGUCAAGAUAUCAAAAUAUCAAUCAGUACAAGUUCUUUUCUGGAUAACAACAACCACUUUCUUCUUCUUCUACUGAUUCGUCCUUUACUCAGUGCAUUUAAAACAGCAGCUCACUAAAUACAAAAACACUGAAGGCAGUUACGAGGCGCCGUGAAAGGGGACUCACUUCUUGUGUAUUCUUAAAAGUCUCAUAAGUCAACAAAAAAAAACAACAUUUGUAGUCAGAUAAUACAUGCUAUGACGGAGUAUUAGGGCCACAUUAAGAAAAAAAAUUAGACUUUGAGAUUAAAGUCGUUAAUUUAUAAGAAUAAAGUCAUUACUAACCAGAAUAAUAGUAAAGUAAUCACUAACAAGAAUAAAGGUGUACUGAAAGUAUUACUUGCGAGAAUAAAGUCGUAAUCGAAUCAUUAUGAUACUUAUGAUGAUGUGGUGCUGAUGUGCCAAAAGAUCCUUGUUUGAGAAACUUAUAUUGAAGUAAAUUUUCACAGAAUGUUCCAUGGCUCUCUUUUUAACAACUGUCAUCUUAAAUAAGAGGUUAGAAUAUUAGGACUUUAUUUUUACUUUACUCUCGUAAGUGAUAACUUAACUACGACUUUAUUCUUGUAAUGAUUUUGUCACAACAAUUACGACGUCUUUUUUUUUCUUCUUAAUUUGGCCCAAAUAUUUAGUUGUAACAUGCUAAUUUAAACAUAUUUAUAAAUUAUUUUCAAUUUAUACCAAGUCUCUUUUGUUAAAUGCUACUAAAUACUUCUCAUGGCACCUUUGAGUUAUGCUAGAUGUAGGAAAUGUGCAGGCAGCAGCCAAACUAUUUUGACAUACCAGAAAACUUAGCUUUACAUGCCUCUAAAGAUAUGAAACAAAGAGUAAAAGGAGAAUAAACAUUUAAAAACAGGGAGAAAGUUACCCACAUAGGUUUUUCUGGCAGGACUAUUGUGCUUAUUUGAAGAGUUGCAUAAAUUCAUUGAUUGUAACUUGAUUGUAAAGAAACUAUGCAGCUAUUGUCAGUUAGUUAGCUUUGGACUGGCUAGUACUAUCUCAGGCCUUUUUUUAAAAAUCUUGAAUGGGGCCUUUAAGGAUAUUUAAGUUUAAACCCUUAACUGUCAUUUAACAUUAUAACCAUUUGACUCCUUAUUAAGGUUAGUUUGACAGAGGUUGUAUGUCUUAUGCGUCCGUUCAUACAGCAGAAGAAAUCACAAGGAUAUGGAGGAUAUGAAUAUGGAGUAGAGCUGUUAAAAUUGGCCUAACAGCAAACAUACAUUACCUGUAUUCUGGACAUGUUAAUGAAGUGCAACAUCUCUGCGAUGUUCAUUAUGUUCUUGCGUGUCCUCCCAUGUGUGAUCUCAUAACAAAGGUGGUUGUCUGUGUGAGUUUGACUUUGUGAAUUGUAUUGACUCAAGGAGCAUUUAGAUAAAGUGUAAGUAUAAACCUUAACCUGAUGUUUAAAAGAAAAAUGCAAAAACUGCUCACAUCUUCUUUGCGAUCUGUUUGUCUUUGUGUGUUUAUGGCAGUCGGAGACCCCCACCUUCUCCAACCCACUAGACCUCUGACCUCCUUCCUCUCCCGUCCAUUCCUUCGUCUAUUUAUCCGAGAGGCCACGGACAACAGUGCCACCUUCCCUUCAUCCUCUGCCACGCUUAUCCUGAGCUGGCUCUCUUCUUCUGCCCCUUUACAACAAGCCAUCUCUCUCUCUCUCUCUCUCUCUCUCUCUCUCUCUCUCUCUCUCUCUCUCUCUCUCUCUCUCUUUCCCAGUCCCCUCCCAAACACCACUGUACGCACACACACAAACACGCACCUGUUUCACAUAGAGAUGCUGCAGAAUACUUGAAACACACUUGCAUGACUGACAUUUGAACAUACUGCACCCUCAGAUAUUUAUAUACACUCUCUAGAGUGAAAUCAAAACAAAUAUGUGAGUGUAUGUGCACAUGUGCAUGCACACUUGCUAUCAUAAAAACACACUUAUAUAUAUAUUUAUGGUUUUUAUGUAUACAAAAACGUACAGAAUAUAUGUCCCUGCUAUUUACGCAUGACACUUUGCCUAUUACAGCCUUUAUAGUGGGUUUUAUGGCUGCUGACUAAGUUAUUUUUCUCCACUUCAUUUUCAAAGAUAUUAGUUACUUUCCUUUUUCUGCACAGAGGUGUGACUUAUUAUGAGGUGUGAAAAAAGUAUCAGAAUAUGUCUUAUUUUUGUUGUUGUUUUGGUGACAAUUCAAGUUUUACAACUUAUCGAGCAGCUGGAUCGACAUUAAUCUCCUUUUGUAAACUUUUCUGAAGCUCGUACGGGGAAAUGCAUCUUUUCUGUCAUAGCUCUGCAGGCGAAGAGAUGAUGUAUGUGUGUGAGGUAUUUCUGUGGGGUCUCCACAUCUUUAUGUCAGGGGCAGUUUCGCUGUUGAUAAUGUGAGGUGCUUGUUACUUUACUCUUUUUUUCCCACUCUUGCCUGUUCAGAGCUCCCUGUUCACCCUUUAACUCUUUCUGUUGCCUUCUUGCUUUAUAAUACUUUUGAAUUCCCCGACAUAACUAUGAACAUCAACUAUGAAUCAGAGCGUCAGGCACUUGGACAGACCAGGACUGCUCCUCUUCAUCAUUUCUGUCUUGUGUCACUGAAUCAUUUUUGGGUUGAUGCACAUAUGUCACACAAAUUGACCACCUCUGAAAAACGCUGCUGUCUGUGCUUCCACAGAACCUAUGCAAAACAUACAAAUGAUUUCCCAACGUUAUGUUUGGCUCAUUAAAGGGAUGCCUCCCACAAUACUUUUCCUCCUAUCUUCUUUGCAAAAAUCAAGUAACUGCGUUUUCUAAUUGAGGCGGGAUUAAAGUUAAAAGUGCAAUAUAAUGUUUUUUUCUGCUGGCAGCUGAAUGACAGCAGCUGCACAAGAAGAAGAGAACUUUGUAAGUUGAGAGAAAGGAAAAUGUGGCCUGGGUGGCGCCCUCAGACUGUUAGAUUUCUCCUUAUGUAUCCUUUUUUUAAAAUAGGUAUUGAGCCCCUUACUUUGAGAGGUUUUAGAAAAUUAAAGGUGUGUUUCUACAGGGUUUCUGCUGGGUCUUAAAAAGUCUAAAAAAGUGUAAAAUCCAAUCAUUUGAAUUAAAGGGCUUAAAAUGUCUAAAAUUGUCUUAAAACCUCAUAAAAUGUCUUAAAUACAAAUGUUAAAGGUCUUAAAAAUGUAUUAAUAGUACUUACAAAUAAAGAUUGAUUUGGAGUUAGUUAAAAAUGUUCCGUUUUCCCCUCAUGUCUUUUGUACUUUUAUGCCAGUAUGGAUGUAAAAUCGAUCUUUAAUUGUUUAAUUCAUUAUGGUCUUAAAAAAGUCUUAAAUUUGACUUGUUGAAACCUGCAGAAACCCUGUUCUAAGUCAGCUUAAACACAUUCAUCACCUCAACGUGACCGCUAUACUCCUCUGAAAGAACACUCAUAGUGUGAGGCUUAAACGCUGUCAGGUUACAAAAGUUUAGUACUGCGGUGAAAAAAGCAAAUACUGACUGAUUAGCAACUGAGAAGAUGCUAGAAAUUGAAAUUCUGGCGCCACACGAGGAAAAAUGUCAACAUACAACAACAUAUUUGAUGACCUGUUUAGCACUGGGUGACAAGCAAUGUUAGCAUUUAGCUCAUUCCUUGCUAAUGAUGCAGUUUGAUGAUAAAUUAGGAUUCUCUUAUGUCAUGUAAUAUUAUCAAAUGUAGAUGUUAGCGAGCCAAGGACACGACUGUUAGCUAGAAAAGUGAAUGUUAGCCAAAAACUUCAACGUUUGCAAGGAUCAUGAAUGUAAGUGUCAGCCUGAACCAUGAAUGUAAGCUAGCACUAUUAAUGCUAGCCCUGAAUGCUAAGUGUGGCUUUUUGGUUAUCAUUUACAGAGUUUCAACUUGAACAAUGUCCCAGAAAAUGUCGAUAAUUCAGUUGCUAAUCAAAAAAAGGACUGACUGAUAUAUGGUGUUUGACGUUUGAACAUUGUUAGCAGCAUUUUGCUUUCACUCCUUGAGCAUAAAAUCAGAGGGAAACAGCCGCGGAGUGAAUGAACAGAAUCUUUUCAUACAUCCACAGGAUAUCUCUCAGCUUUUUUUUUGCUCUGCCAUUUAUUUUGCUUUAUUUUCUCUUCCUCUUUUUUUUAUUCUUUUCUUUCCUCUCUCAGUGGUCACGGGGGUGAGUGAGAUCAUGAAAACAGCCACAGUCUAUGCAUAAAACUAUCAAUCCCUCCACCUGUCUCCACCUCAUGUUGCUGUCUUGAAAGUCUGUGAUAUGAACUUGACUUUUCACGACCUGUUUUGAACUGAACUCUUCUGUCAGUGUGAUGUGUUGUAUAUCUAACCCUGAUAAAAGCGAACAAACCCACCAGCCUCAAAAUCCCAUGUGUACUGUACCUCAACUGAUGUCACUCUAGUCUUUUAAAAACCACCUCCUGAGUGAAUCUUAGUACUACACAGCUGCAACACAAACACAACAAAGCAUAUCCUACUUAUUAUUUAAUAGUAAAUAGUUUAUUAUGAACAUAUCUAAACGUGUUAUUAUGUAUAUGUGUGGUGCAUCUUCUUGGACUUGUACUUCCACUGUUUAGAAAUUUUAGUCUACAGUGUAUGAACUUGCUGAAUAUUUAAAUUAUGAAUAAAUGAGUAUGUGUAAAGGGAAAACAUAAAAAAAGCAUUUAAAAAAGUGUUAUGCAGUGAAAACUAUGGAUGUUGGCAGAUUGUUUGAUACUUUAGUUUGUAGCAGAGGGCUUUUUGUUUGUUUUUCUUGUCUCUCUCUCUCUCUCUUUCUCUUAGGGAGAGACAGUUUGAAUGUGUGAACUCCUGCAGCCAACAGGCCUUGCAUCUUGUUCACUUUACUCUGCAGGACUGCCAUGCUUUGUCAACACAUUAAAAACAUUUCAGUGUACUGAAUAAAGAAUUUUC